Messenger RNA from Podarcis lilfordi (Lilford's wall lizard), 70373 nucleotides. NCBI's taxonomy places the organism in Eukaryota, Metazoa, Chordata, Lepidosauria, Squamata, Lacertidae. The record is from the annotation of a GenBank genome assembly.
AUGCGCCGUCAGGGCCGUCCCGUCCCCGCGCCUAGAGAACGUACUUUACGUUCACGCUGGGCGGAGCCUCUAUUCGCAUGCGCAUUUCUCCAAACCGAAGCCAACUAGUAGAGCUGGGCGGGCGGGCGAGGGUGGGGUGAACCUGGCGUAAGCUGCUUACCCGGGUUGACCGGCGCGACGUCCCACGAACUGACCCUCACCGGCGCCCGUACAACCGGCGCAUGCGCAUGCGUCUCUCUCUAUCUUUUUUUUGUUUCCUCCUCCUCUUCCUCCGCCAGUUUCCUGUCAGGAGGCGGAUGGCAGAAGCAGGGCCCGGCUCGGAGCGGGAGGGACGAGUUGGGGAGGCGCCUUGACUGGAGCGCAGCGGGUUGACGCCUCGCCGGAGAGACAAGGUAGAGCCGGCCGGUCCCGGGAGGGCUUGGCGGCUUGUGUGUGAGGGCCGAGGUGUCUAGGCCGCUCUAGGCCCGGCCUGAGAAGCGAGCCAGGCCUCGAACUCGGACCUCCCCCCCCCUUUCUCCUCUCGCGCGCGCCUGAGGGAGUUAACGGGCGCCGGGAAGGGCCAAGAAGGGCCGGUCCCGCCGGCAAGAGAACGCAAACGCCACUCCAGGAGCUUUUUCUGCCGGGGCGCUUCCGCGACAGGGUGACGGGACCUUUUUCGCCCUGCCGGAUCGGGCCAGCGGCCCCUGUAUCCCCAGCCAUCCUAGUUUCAACAGUGGUAGGGAGGGAAGGGCUGUGCCGGUCCGUGGCUGCGGUUUAGGGCACCCGCUUUGCACGCAGGGUGUCCCAGGAUCAGGCCAGGUUGGCUGGGUGGAGAGGAGCCAAACUGAAACCCUGGAGAGCCAGUCAUUGCAUUUGUUUUUGUUUUAUUGCAGGCACCCGCAAACUCGGCCCUUCAAAUGUUUUGGGACUACAACUCCCAUCAUCCCUAGCUAACAAGACCAGUGGUCAGUGAUGAUGGGAAUUGUAGUCCCAAAACAUUGGAGGGCUGAGUUUGGGGAUGCCUGGUUUAAUGCAUUUACGCCCCACUUUUCUCUCCCCAAGGAGCUCAAGGUGGCACACAUGGUUCUCAUUUAACCCCCUGCAACAACCCUGCGAGGUAGGCUAAGCCGAGAGACCGCAACUGGCCCCAAGGGCAAGCCCACUGUGUUUUGUGACUGGGGAUUUGAACCCAGGUUCUUUAGUCCACUAACACUAACCUCCACACCACACUGUAGAACGGCCUUUCCCAAGGCUAGGGUGUUGUUGGACUACGACACCCAUCACCCCUGGUUAGCAGGACCGAUAGUCAAGGACGAUGGGUAUUGUAGUCCAACAGCACCCCAAAUUUGAGAGGUGCUGCUGUAGCUGUACCAAGCUAGAUGGAGCCAAUUGUCUGAGUUGUUUAGGCAUAGAAACACAAGAAAAUUCCUUUUUUUGUGUAUUGUUGUUAAUAUUGAUAUGUUAUGGGCGUAGAGAGCUGCCGCUUUGGGUGUCAUCGAUCAUUCGCUUCUCACAGCCAAACCCUUAUACAAUGACUUGGAGAAAUAAAAGUAAUAGAACCAUUCAGACAAGAGUACAGAUUUAUGUGAUUCAUUUUAAAAGGAUCAUGAACUCCUUAAUCAAAUAGAUCUUUUAAGUGCCAUGCAUAAUAAAAUUGUCGAUAAAAUACAACUAAACUCCACCAAAAAAAGUAUGCAUAGAAUAAUUUUUAAAAUUCAGAUUUAAUUUGUAAAAUGUUUAAAACAAAUGUAAGUAAUUAAAUUACAUGUCUGGAUAGACUUGUGAAAGUGCUACUGGGUGCAGAGAAAAAGAUACUGUACUAGAUUAAGACACCAAUUCUUUUUUCCCUUAAGGAAAGAAAAUUAGCAAAAAUAAGGUUUUAACUCCUACAGUGAAAUUUAUUUUAAGUUUGUUUCAGCAAAAACCUACAGAGAAUCUUGUGGCUCCUUAAAGGUGGCCAAAUUUAUUAUGGCACAAGCUUUUGUGGACUACAGUCUUCUGUAUCAGAAGCAUGAGAUUUUUAAGGCUUUCCUGAAUGCUAGAACUGAAGGGGCCACACAAAUGUUAACUAGAAGGGAGUUCAAUAGCUGCAAAGCUACCACCUGGAAAUAACUUAUUAAUUAAAUAUUUAAGAAAUUUUAUUUUUAUUAGUGCUUUGGGAACCUGCUGCUAUUAUUCAGAAGCAAGUGAAUGUGGUUCUCCCUCUCCCACUUUUUAAAAACACCCACAACAACCCUGUGAAGUAGCAAAACAACAAAACAAUAACAGAUGUAUUAUGACAUAAGCUUUCAAGGUCUGCUAGAGUCCUGUCCUUCAGAUGUGUGAGGCGCUGCCCUGAGUUGAAGCGGGGAAUGAUUGUAGAAAGAGGUUAGAGAGAAAUAAAAUUCUGAAUAAGCACGUUAACGGUGGCAGUUCCUACACCCAAGUUAUUAGCAACUUGAAUAAGACUUUGUGCAUCAUAUUGUCCACAGACGUGAAAGUCAUAAUAAAUGUGUUUGGUUUUAAGAUGUCAUUUCAUUCUUCUAUUUAUGUUUCACAUCAUAAAAAUGAGACAGUAACUGCAGAAAACAAUUUUAAUCCUUCUGUUGUGGUUCAGCAUAAAACAUUUAACAGAGUAUGCAGUACUAUCCAGGAGAAUAUUAACCUUUCUUUUCUUGUCUUACACUUGAAAGGUGCAACUAGUGGUAAUAGAUCUAGUAGCAGUCAGGCGGAGCACAUCUGUUUAAAUAAUUUGGAAAAGUUGGAAAGAAAUUAAAUACAUUUAUUUCUAUAGUUCCAUCAAGGUACAUACGUGUAUUUUCCAGGGUAACAUAAAAAAGCCUGGACUGGAAACUUGGGGAAUUCUUUAAAAACCCCUCACAAUCAUUUAAUUUCAAAAGUGGUUGAGGGCACAAAGGGAGUGGAAAGACAAGCCUGACAAAACACUGGAGGAAUGCUGUCUUUACUGUGUUGCUUAAUGAACUUUUCUAAAUUUCCCUUUAGACAUUGAGAACAUUAAAAAGGUGAUAAUGCACCAUGGCAAUGGUCCUCAAAAUGCCCAACGCCAGCUCCAAAGGUCCCGCUCCUUCACUGGCAGCGAGGGUGAAGACCAACAGGCGAACCUGCCCCAGUCCCCAGCACCUUCGUUUGCUCCUUCAGCAAGCCCAUCAGCACCACAGUCUCCCAGUUACCAAAUCCAGCAGUUUAUAAUGAGCAGAAGCCCAGUCGCUGGGCAGAAUGUGAACAUUACCCUGCAGAAUGUUGGACCGGUUGCGACAGGAAACCAGCAGAUCACGCUUACUCCGUUGCCGAUCCCGAGUCCGACCUCCCCGAGUUUCCAGUUCAGCCCUCAGCAAAGGAGGUUUGAGCAUGGGUCCCCCUCCUACAUUCAAGUUACUUCGCCGUUGCCAACACAGGCUCAGUCUCAGAGCCCCACGCAGCCUAGCUCUAUGCCAGUGCAGUCCAUAUCAAAUGUUCGGGCGGGCACCCCAGGGCCUGGCUUGGGGAUGUGCAGCCAGAGCCCGACACGAGGCUUUGUUGAUGCGAGCGUUCUCGUGAGACAGAUUAGCUUGAGCCCUUCAAAUGGCGGGCACUUUGUGUAUCAGGAAGGCUCCGGCAUCACCCAGAUAUCUCAAGGAACCACAGCUCAGGUGCAGCUUUCAUCUUCCGGAGCACCUGCUGCGGUUCGAGAACGUAGGCUGUCGCAGCCCCACUCGCAAACCGGUGGCACCAUACACCACCUUGGACCACAAAGUCCCGUCGCUAGUGGAGCAAAUAUCCAACCUUUACCUAGCCCUGGUCACAUUGCAACAAAUAACUUGCCACCUCAUAUCAGCAACAUCAUCCAAGGCAUGCAGCAACAGCAGCAGGUUCUCCAAGGUCAGCAGUUGAGCAGAUCCCUGGGAUAUGACCGGACUUCUAGUGGGCUGAUAGCUGGAGUUGGAGGAGCUUCUGCUUUUGGAAUGACAUCGCCGCCACCUCCCACAAGCCCUUCCCGGGCCAGCAUGCCACAGGGGCUGACAAGCCUCCCUCUUGCUCCUUCAGUAAGUGCUGUGGGGAAAAAAACAAAGAAACUGGAGGAGAUCCCCCCAGCCACUCAAGAAACCGCUCAGCUGAGAAAGCAAUGUUUGGACCACCACCUCAAGGAAAUGGAAGUGUUGAAAGACGCUUUCAAAGAGUAUUUGAUUGAGUUGUUUUUCCUGCAACACCUGCAUGGAAAUAUGAUGGAUUUCUUAGCUUUCAAGAAGAAGCCUUGUGCUGCGUUGCAAGCAUACCUCAGGCAGAAUGACUUGGAUUUGGAGGAAGAGGAGGAAGAGGAACAAUCUGAGGUUAUCAAUGAUGAGGUAGGAACUUGCUGUUCCAAUAAUUUAGAAACCUACUGAAGCCUAGAAUUAUUUAUACUAGUUAUUUGAUUUCUAUUUCUGCAAUCUGUAGCGUGCAUACUUGGAACUCAGUACAUUUGAAAUCAGUAAGAUUUGUAUUGGAGUACGAAGCAUGAUUGGGUUGCAAGAUUUAUUAGGCCAGUAGGUAGCGCAGCAUAUCCUGCAGCAUUCGUCUUUAAGGUUUGGUGUUUUGAUGUUGCAAACAGAUUUGCUGGACUUAGGUUUAGGAUCUUAAAUUUUGCUGUUAUUUGUAAUUCCAUUUGAUCUUAUUUGUGGUUUUGUUCAUAGAUUGGUUAUGGUGUAGUAGGUAGAAUGUUCCUCUUUGAUCAGGAAGAUGCGAGUUCAAAUCCUGUUCUUACUUUAGCCAUGAAAUCCAGUUGGUGACUCCAGACAAGUAGCCAUCUCUCAGCUUAACUUGUCUUGCAGUGUUGUUAUGAUAAAAUUAGAAAGUGUGGGAAAUGGAGAAAAUUCCUAUGCAAUGUUGCCCUCAAUUUUUUAGAGCUAGCUCAGGGUACACAUAUGAAAAUGAUACGAAGUUAUGAUGUGCUGGCUUGCAGUGUUACAAAAAUAAUGGCAAAAUCCUUCGGGAAAUAUAAAUAUUUUCUAGUUGUAACCAAAGUGUCAGAAAAGCUGGUUUAACAUGGAAGCAGAAGUUGUAGGGCAUUUUUCUGUUUUCUGUUUGCUUGCUUUCUCACCAGUCAUGCUCACACAGGAACCUUAAACUUGAGUAUAAAUUUGCACAGUAGGUUUACUGGCACUCAGCUCAAAUGGCAAACUUAGCUGUCAGUUAAAAGAAGGUUCAGCUAUGUAAUUUGUGGUUUAUCCAGUGUGUGGUUACUCAGAAGCAAGUCCCACUAUGUUAAUUGGGGCUUACACCCAGGUAAGCGUGCAUAGGAUUACAGCCAUGAUUUUGUAAUAACAUCAAGUGAAAACUUGAAGCAGGCUUAAUUUAGGGCUCCUCCAGUUUCUCCAAGUAUCACUGUAGUGCAAAAUAAUGAUAAAGGCCUGGAUACAAAGAACCCGGUAGCUCGUUCCACAUUAGCAAAUAAUACACUCUGGGGCUAUGUUUAUCAAAUAGCUUCCUCCUCUCUUGCUGCAUAGCAGAGUUUGAAACUGAACUUCUCAAGCAGGCUCUGGUGUCUGCUGUUGAAAAAUGGUUUGUUUGUUUUUUAUAAUCAGCCCUGGUGAAAGAAAGCUACUGGGAUCCUGCUCCACGUGUUUAAUUUUGUUACAUUAAAGAAAAGUGCAGUCUAAAAUAAAUUUAAACUCUUCAUUAUCUGUAACUAACUGGCGCAGACACCACUUUGUUGUUAUCUUGCAAAAACUGUCAAGCCUAAAGUCUGUGUCUUUUUUUAUAAAAAGCAAAUUAACAAUGCAAUCUUAUACAUUCAUACUCGGAAGUCAAUUCCAUUGAGAUUUGCAACUUGAAUGGUUUUGCAAGCUUAGCAGUAAAUUGUCGAAUACUUAUACAAAUGUUUACUGGUAAAACACAGGUAUAAACAGGAUUUCUGGAAGUCCCAUAUUUCAAAGGGGUUCAUUCCAAUUUAUGAUACUAUUGAUUCUAAAGGCGAUGUUUACCUACUUUAAACUUCCAAAUAAUGUGUUUAUUUUUUAAUUUAAAUAAUUUAUUUACCACUUAACUACAAUAGUCUCUAAGUGGUUCGCAAAGAUACAAUACAAAGAAUAAAAAUAAGUUAAAAUUAUAAAAUCAAGCUUCAAUUAAAAUGCCUGCUGGAAUAAAAAAGGCCUUCAGUUCAAUAGGUGACUCUUUACUUGUUCAAUAGGUGACUCUUUACUUGAUGCCAGAUCUCCAAAGUGUUUCCUUUUGUGAAGAGUUGGAGGCCUUUGAAUCCCUCAGUUUGGAACAAAUUGGUCACUCCCAUAAUGGGAGCUUGUAAUGUCAUGAGUGAGGCAUAUAGCGCUUAUAUGCAGGGAAUACCUCUGAAACAAUUUCAGGACUGAGACCUUGUAAUAGGUGAAGGAUGUAUAGUUGCUGACUUGCAAACUACCAUUUCCAAAGAGCCAGUCUCUUCUUCCAAUUCAGUAUUGUAAAUAUGUUGACAUUUUCAAUACUAUCUUGAUUACCUAUUUAAUGGCAGUUGUUAGUACUCUAAUGACCUAUUUGCUUCCAUCAAAAUGGUGGGGGCUGUGUGGUCUCACAAAACUAUAGAGUGGAAAGCAGGUGAACAUCAAUUUGAAAUUAUUUUUAAUGAAUAGUGACAUAAUUAACAAAACGAAAAGAACAACAAAUAAAAAACAAAACAAAAAGGACAACAGGCACUUGACAUAAAACUCCUUAUUGCAGCUCAAGGGGUUUCAGAGUAAGACACUCCUCCUUCAGGAGCUUGAAAUGCUUGAGAGUUCUUAAAAUUCAAGAACUCAUUCUUAAAUAUAACGAGCUCAAGCUUGAAAAAAUAGUACGUACAACCAGGGCUUUUUCCAGCCAGAACUCACUCAAACUCAGUUCCAGUUCCAGUACCUCUCAGGUGGGCUCCAUUGCCAUUCUAACGAAGGAGGUGUUCAUGGUGAGCUUCAGCACCUCUUUUUCUAGAAAAAUAGUACUGAGUACAACUUUGUUUAUUUAAUUCAUAAAAUUUAUGCACUGCUUGACAGUUGAGGACCUCAACAUGGUUGAAUCUCUGCAAUUUAUAAUCAAAGUGAUACUACUUUGGAUCAGUGUUUCUAAGUUUUACAGAAGUGCUUGUCAGGCAUGAUGAAUACUCAGAACACUAAAUGUGGAAUCAACUCUUGCUUGUUAAACAAAAUCAAAUAUGUUUUCCUGCAGAAUCAAUUCUAAUGAAAAAUGCAGCAAAAAGCUAUCUCAUUGGUGUUGUGCAUCCCUUUGGUUUCAAACUUUUGCUAUGAAGACAGAUGCUCCUAAUUUUCGAAAUGGUUAUUCUUCAGAAAGUCUUUCCAAAAUUCAUUAUAAAGGUUGAGUAAAGGCAUUUAAAUUCAUCUGAGUAGGCCUGGUGGCAUGGCACAUAAAAUCAAAUGUAUCACUUCUUAAAUUUUGAUAAAGUACAUUCCUUUCUAUAGACAGUAAUUUUUAAGGAGACUGAUUUUAACCUAUAUCCCCCCCCCCAACAGUAUAUCAUUUCCCACCCCUUUACUUUUUGAAUGGUCAAAAUGAUUUAUACCUGCUUAACCGGUCCUGUGUGACAUAAAUGGAUGUUUAAAGCCUUUCACUUAAAUUUAUAACAGUUUUGCAGGUAUCCCUAUUUAACACUCAAUUUAAGAAAACCUUUUUCCCCCUUUGUAAAAAAUAAAAUGGACUUAUGGAAGACGUUUGAAGAAACAAGUAAUAAACUUCCAGGAACAUUGAAAAUGUUACAUUUUCUUUUGAAAAACAAGGCACUUUGGGGGUACCUCUUUCUCUUUGUAUUUUGUGCAUUUCCUCACUCUUAUUCCCCCUUCCUUUUAUCACCUUCUGCUAAAGCAAUGCAACUUCAUCCCUUGCCUGGGUGGGCUGAUUAUUAUGGGAGUUUGGGGGAGGCUGCGAGGAGGGGAGAGAAUGCAGGCUAUGCUCAUUGCUUAAUAAAUGUUGGGGCUCUUCUGAGUGUGAACUGUCUGUCAUGCUAAUUUUGUUGUCUGUUAGAAAGCCAAUAUCUCAAGUUAACCCAUGUUUAUUUGCCUAUUCUAAAUUUCAGUGAAGACUUUAGGUGGCGAGCGGUCGCAAGUAGCCUGUGCCUCGCCCCAUUCUGCUGUCUAUAAAGACAAAGCAGAACAUCUUAUUUAUUUUCUUUUUUCUUCUUAAAAAAAAGUGGGUUCAAGUCCCAUCACACCCAUGGGCCUUUUCUUAAAAUCCCCUCUUCAGCGAGGAACCAUCAAUACAAUGCAAAGUGGAGUGUGUUGAUCAGAUUUUUUAAAAACGGAAGAAAAGAAAAUGAUUUCCCUUUUUGUUUCCCCCCAAAAUAUCUUCUCUCAGGUAAAGGUUGUGACAGGAAAGGAUGGGCAGACUGGUACUCCUGUUGCUAUAGCAACCCAGCUUCCUCCAAAUGUUUCUGCUGCUUUUUCAUCCCAGCAGCAACCAUUUCAGGUACUUUUUCAAUGGUUCUAAACUUGUAGUUUCAUCCCAAGUGAUUAUUACUAUUCCUUUUUUUCUCAUUCAGAUUUGGUAUUUGAAAAUAGAACCUGCAUUUCCCCACCCCACUCCCUGAGAGCCCAUCCCUUUUCAUCUAAAAAACAGAAAUGAAUAGUAAAACCUCUUAAAAUUUCAGAUGCAUGAGUGUUUACGGAGCUUUGAGGAAGUUACUUUUCCCCACCUCUUGUUUCAAAGUUGCUGGCUUAUUUCAUUAACUUUCAGCUUUUGAUGUGUUCCGCUUUGGUUUGCUUGUCUUUGGUUCCCUUGUGCGUUCUGCCUAGUAACAGUGUGGGUCUCUGUGUCUGUGGACUAUGACUGUGGAUUCUUUCUAAAAUUCUGUUCUCUCUCUCCUCCCCCUUUUGUCCUUGAUUUUGAAGGUUUUUGAAUACAGAUACAAAAAAGGGGCAGAACUGCCACUGCACCUUUUCUCUUUCUGAUGCAAUUUAAAUUACCACACUUUACAAAUGCAUAAUAAAAUACCUUGCUGUUUAAUAGUCAAAUGUAUGCACAACAGACCUUAUGAAUUGCUGGAUUAAAUUGUGGGUGCCAGAAAAUAGAGUGAAAGAGUUAUCAUGCCCUGCGCUGAAGGGUUGUGCUCAAAAUAAUGGUCUGGUUCAGAUGUAAUGUAAUCAUGUAAAACCAUGAUUGAUUGUAAGGUUAGAGAGCCUAACUCGCAUACUAUUUUUCUCUCUUUUUCUCCUGAGAGGAGGACAGCUUCUGCUUUGAACUAAGCACAGUUGUGGGACCUCCUGUGGUCUGCUAUAACUAUAGCUUGUUCUUCACAAACAAGCUGUGGUUUGGUAUCUUGGUUUGUUAACUAACUGCAGUUAGAGCAAACCAUAGCUCUCUGAGUUCAGAAAUAAUGGAAUUGUGGCUUAGUUCAAAACUGGAAGGUUUUGAUCAUAGGAACAUAGGAAGCUGCUUUAUACUGAGUCAUGUCACUGGUCCAUCUAGCUCAGUAUUGUUUACAGUGAUGGGCAGCAUCUCUCCUGGGUUCCAGGCAGAGAAACGGGGAAGACAUAGGUCUGACCCUUUGGCCAGCUCAUUCUAAUAAAGACAAAUUAGCUUUUUUUUGGUUCUUAAGCAGGCCAUUAUGACAGACUAGGGUGCCUCCUAGGCAGAAAGGCAUUUCAAAAUAUUGUGUACAGAAAAUGUCAUCUACAAUUAGUGUGUGGGACAUUACUUUAAUGAUAUUUUAGUUGCAUAUAUUCAAAUGUUAAGAACUUGUUUUGUGUUCCACACUUUAUUUGGUAUUACAAUUCCUUUUAUUAUUUUGUUCUAAACUAUAUCUUUAUGGCAAGCAUCAAUUCUUUACACAGGGUGAGGUUUUCCCCCAUCCUUACCUGAUAUAUCAUAUGUGCAUCAGGUAUUACCUCCUUUGUAAACAAAACGAAACAGAAACCUAAUGUCUACAAGUAUAUCUCAAUCUGUAAAUCUAAAUUUAUGUAAAUCUAAAUUUCAUAUUUACCUAAAGUGUACAUUUUAAAAAAUUGCUACCUCUAUUAUAGUUAUAGUUACAAUUCUGAAGCCAUUUGGUGGACCUUGAUGAAACUCUCCAGCCUUAGGCUGUUAUGCCAACACACUAAUGCCAACACACACAUUCAAAACAGAAUUCAAAGUAGGAGUUGCUUCCAAAUAAAUGUGCUUAGGUACUGGUGCUAAUGGUAAUGGUAAUACGUACACAGUUUGUAGCAAUGUUAGAUCAUAUUCUUAGACACUCUUACCUGGGAAUGAAGCUACAGUCCCACAUCCCUUUAUUUGUGAGUAAGCCCCUUAAUUCAGACUUACCUCUGAGUAGACAUGUGUAGUGUUGCACUGUUAGUUGGGUUCUUUCCAUUUAACAUUUUACGCUAUAUUGACAUGUCCAUUGAAAUCUAGAUGAGCUCUCCGACGGCAGCAGUCUAAUGACCUGUUUGCUCCCAUCAAGACAGUGGUGGCUAUGCAGCUUCAGAGAACGAGAGACACUGACUACAUGAGCAGAUAUCUGCCCAGCCUCCUGCCCUCCAAGCGUUUUGUACUACAACUCCCAUCAGCCCCAGCCAACAUAGGCAUGUUCAGGGGUGAUGGAAGUUGUAGUCUGAAACAUCUGAAGGGCACCAGGUUGGGGGGAACCAAUGGGGGAGGCUUCUUCUCCUGCCAGGGGGAACUACAAGCCCUCCCUCCACUCAACAGGCCUAUAAUAAUGAUGGACUUUUUGCCCUUGUAUGGUGAUUGGAUUAAUGAAUCACUUUUGCUGGUACCCACUUCGUUUUCAGAUUUCUGCCUCCAGUAUCUUGAGGAUUGGUCUGUCCUAGCAUUGUUGUUUCUUGCAUACAUUGGCAUCUACUGUUUUGGGGAAAUUGGAUGGUCCCUGUGAACUGGGGGUGAUGGGAAGGGCACAGAAUCUUGGUGGGAUUGGUUGUAGCAUUGAAAGCACCAAAUUCUUGGUGUCUCCAUGCGUGAAGCAAAAAAGGUUAUGAUUUCAUUCCAGGAUCAAGCAAAUGAAGGUUUUCAGCUGUGGGGGAUGAAGCCUUUACCUUAACUUUGCUUUGUUAGGAAAGAAAGAGAGAAAGCUGCAUAGAUUUCCCUUUCUGUAGCGCUACCUGUGUCAUAUAAAAAUGAAUAUUCUUUGUAAAAUAGAUUCAAAAUCAUCUUUAAUAACAAUCAUUGAAAGCUAAGAGGUAAGUAUAUUGGAGUUGCUUUACAUUCCUUCAUUAUAGACAUGUUUUAAAAAAUGGCCAGCAGCUCUUGGACAGAUUUUCCCCUAGAUUUUCUCAUGCACCAUUUUUCUUAUUUAAAGAAGGGUUCGUGUAUAUAAGGUUCUGUCAAAGAAGUUGAGGAUUUAAUUGAAUUCUGACUGCUCUGUUUUUGUUUUAUAAUAGCAGGCGCAUGCAGGGACUCCAGUAACAGGAACUGUGAAUACCAUAGAAAUUGAAGCUUUUAAGAGACAACAGGCACUUACAUCAGCAGGUAUGGUUCCUUUCAGUGGAACUUUGAUCAUCCCUUUCGGCUGUUAACACCAGGACCAUCUUAAAUCUAGUGCUUACUUUUUAAAAAGCGUGCUUCAGUGUGACCAUGUGGCCUGUUCGUUGCGAUGGGAGUUUUGGCUUAUGCCAUGUGCUCCUCCCACAGCCAGUAAGCUGGAUUUCACAUGGGCAUGGUGUGCAUUUGAGCCAACUACUGCCCUGAUGCUGUACUUUUCCACAGUAGAGCCGUAGAUAAACAGAAAGCCGAAUUUAAAACUCACGGGGCAUCUUUUUAAAACACUGUAACCUGAACCCCUUCCACUAUACCCUGCCGUAAAUGGAAUUUGAAUAUCACCAGAUUCGUCUAAGAGACCCCGAAUUGAAGUGGGCCGUCAUGGGAUGGUUUUUCAGCAUCCAGGUGUGACUUCAGGAGUCCCUCUUCAACAACUCAUGCCAACAGCACAAGGUACUGUGUUGCCACAUGCCAACCGCAAAUUAAUUUAGCAAGGGGGGGCAUUGGCACCAGAAGCAGAAACCUCACAAAACACAGCCUUUCUGAUCUCUGGUUCUGCCCUAUGCUUUCCCCUUGUAAAUUAAUAUUUGGUGUGAAAUGCCUCGUUCCCUUUGAAGGAGCUGAGUGGUAGGCUCCAGUAGUGCAUGUGGGCCUGGAAAAUGGCCACGCGAGUUGAUGCGGAAUCAUUCACUUGGGAGUUUUCCAGUUUGCAAGAAGGGUGGUUCUCUUUUAGACGUUUUUCAUUUUAAUUCCACAUUAGUUCUUGCAUUUGUGUGUAUUUUGUUUUGUUUUUGCUUACAAUUAACCGUGUCAACAACAUUUUAAGACCAUAGGACAUGUAGGUGACCAUUUAAAAAAGUUGUUCGUGUUGUGUUGUGUGUACGUGACUCAUGAUUGGAAAAAACCAUAAGAUUUUGUGCAUGGUAGAUUGAUGUUGACCGAAUUUCUUACUGCGGUUCACCAAUGCUAAUCUUACUUUAAGUGAUGCUGUAAGUGUGUCAAAGUAAGUACAGUUGUACCUCUGCUUACGUAUCCCUCCGCUUAUGUAAACUUCAGGAUACGUAAGUGGCAAGCCUGGAAGUAUAUUUCUGAAUUUUUGCCGCAUGCGCAGAAGCGGUCUCUCCGGUUGCAGAAACCUUAGGAUCUGACCGGAGCUCCGGAACGGAUCCCUUCCGCAACCGGAGGUACCACUGUGAAGAGUUAACUUUUAUCUCCUUGACAUGCUCUGGUGUCCUACAAGUCCAAAAGCCUUGGCUUGUGUAAUUCAGCUCUUUCCAUUUUUCUUCUUGCUUGCAGGUGGAAUGCCUCCCACCCCUCAAGUGGUACAGCUCACUGGGCAGAAGCAGAGCCAGCAACAGUAUGACCCCUCCAAAGGGCCUCCUGUGCAGAAUGCGGCAAGUCUCCACACUCCUCCGCCUCAGCUGCCUGGGAGGCUGCAGUCAAGCAAUGUCCCCCUCCCACCUCUCCCAGCGACCCUGCAGCUUACGCAGCCGCCACAGCCGCCGAUCACAGACUCUCUGGCGCAACCUCAGAUUCACGUGAAGGCCCAGCCGCAAAGCGUAUCCGUUGCCGCUGCCGUGCCGCAUGGCCAAGUUCAAGUGCCACUUCAGCAGCAGGUUCAGUCAGCGGCACUUGUACAAGGGCAGAUAACAGCCCAGGUAUCCCAAGCACAAGCUCCAGCACAGCAACAGGUAUUUGGGCAGGAGCAUGUGAAAAUGUAGCCUUGGUGAAAAGUCUAUCCAAAAUGUUUAUUUAUCUUAUUUAUCUGUCUAUACGUGCAAUCUCAGGAACUCCAGCCUGCACUUCUACAGGCACCACACUGUUUCCAUUCUGCAUUUGCAAGAAGUCAUUCCUUUGGUGUGGUAGCAUCUGUACUUUGCAACUCCCUGCCUGUUGAUAUCAGGCAGGUACCAUCACUGUAUUCCUUUAGACUCACCUGUUGAAAAAACAUUCUCUUUCAGCAGGCCUGUUAGACACAUGAUUUUUUUAAAAAUCAGAUGUUUUAUUGUGUUGUUUUUAGACUUUUUUUACAACUUUAAAAUGUUUCAAAUGUGUUAUCAUUUCAUUUUUUGCUGCCCUGAACCAAGGGCUGCAUAUAACUUGAGUGAAUACAUGGAAAAGUAAGGGGCUGGCAGGUCCCGUCUAGAAAUACAUAACUGGCCAGUCAAAUGUGUGUUUUGCAGCUGACCAGCUUGUUCCUUUUUAUGGAGGGUAAGCAGUCAUGCAAACAGGCUUCAACACAGGGGUACCACUAACAGAAUUAUUUUCUAUUCAAGUGUGAUACCAGGAUACCAGGGUGCACACAUGUGGAAAUGCCUUCUUAAAAAUACAUGCAAGAUGGGCAGCUGAUCAUUUUCCAGUCACUGCUCACAUCAGGAGAGAAGCAGCUAGAAUGCACAGGCAUUCAUUUCGGAUACACGACUUGCAUACUUUGUUCUUACACAUCGUAACCAAUGCCUAUCUAGGUGCUCAUAGGUGGUCUAGAUUUGAACAUUCCUUGUGGUUUCCUUCCCCCCCGCCAGGUGAAAGCUGAAGUUAGAAUGAGGAGAUUUAUUGGGGGGGGGGUGUAACUGACAUUGUCUCCCAACACUCCCCUGCUUUUCAUGUUUUAUGGUUACAGUUGCAGUUGUUAGAAUCCAAACCAUGUAGUAUGAACCCCUGAAUUGGCAGAGAGUUUCAGUUGGCAUGCUUACUGCAACUUAAAAAGCUAUAAAUGAAUAAAUUCAUGAGAACAAACAUCUUUAAGGUGAAUUGACAUUUGAUGUUUUAUCUUUUAUAUUCUGCUGGAUACUGCCCAGGGUGGCUGGGGAAACCCAGCCAGAUGCGCAGGGUAUAAAUAAAAUGAUGAUGAUGAUACUGCUACUACUACUACUACUAAUAAUAAUAAUUUGUGUUACUUACAUGUGUAUAUUUGUGUACCCAGAGUGAGGCUAAUCAAGAUUAAGGAUGUCUCAGUUCUCAGUGGCUUCUAUUGACUUCCAUAGAACAAGGAAAAUGGAUGUGAUGGGUGCUGCUUUUAGGGAUGAUGAAUGCAAAGGCUACCCUCAGUUUCUGACAUUGGGUGACAUGGCCUUUACUUGUAGGUAAACUGUAGCUCUUCAAGCUUGGGAUGGCACUUGCUUGUUUGCUCAUCUUUGCAGUACAAAGGCAUCGCACCAGGCACCUCACAGGCUAAAACAGCUGGUGUUUCCUAUGUGCUGUUGUAACUGGCUACAGUAGUAUUUUCUUUGAAACAGCCUGGUUUGCAUAAUUAGGCCAAUAUUUGGUCGGUGUGUCUUUGUAUCAUACUGUAUUACAAAUGGCAGCAGUGUCUCACUGCUGAACCCCUUUCACUUGGUCUUUUUAACAUGGAUGUGUGCCUUUCACAGGCAGUGACCCCAGCGCGACCUUCGGCAGACACCGUCCAAAAUUCCCAGCGUCUUCCAGCAAGUGUGCUUCCUCCUACCUCAUCCAACCCACCAGCAACUGUUUCCAGCGUGGCACCACAGCCCACUUACCCGACACAAACCAGUCGAACUUCGCCGGCGACAAAUAAAGCAACUUCUCCUAUUGCUUCCAAGCCCCCAGGCUUGGCUGUGACAGCAGCACCAAAGAUUCAGAGUCCGGCUCAAAAUACAACAGUUCUAGCACAGGACAGCUCCCAAGAGAAGCUGGCAGAACAAGUUAAGCUGGUAAGAAAACCCACCGCACAAUCCGAUGCCAGAAUUCCCAGUAUGCACACAGAUUAUUCAUUUUUUUAAAAAAGAGAAGCUUUGAGGUGAUGGCUGGAUUCUUUUGCUGCUGCUUGAGAAUAUUUGCAAUAUCAUCUGCCUUACGAUUAGCGGCAAUGAACAAGGAGACCCUUUGUUAGCGUUGUUGAGUUUCUCAGAACAACCUUCCCUGAUUGCAGAUCAAAAGCAGAACUUGGGUUUGUCCUCUAGCCGUGAUUUGAUUCCAGACAGUUGCAACGGUUUCUUUUACCAUCCCAGUUAGACAUAGUUCAGGAAAGAUUACUUUAGGUGCCUCUCUUUCCACAGGUUUCCUGAUCUUUCAGAUAGCAGCUAACCACAGGGCACCCAUCUCAAUCCUGAUAAACUGAUAAGUCACCACAGAUGCCAGUCUGAUGGGAUGGGGCAUAAACUGCCUAGAUCUUGCAGUGUGGGAGGUGUGUUCUUUCUAGGUAUCCAGACAUAGCAUCAGCUGACUGGAAGUCAGAGCAAUGAAUCUUGGCCUAUGUGCCUUUAAACCCUUUCUCUACUAAUGCCAUGUCCUGGUGAGGAUAGACAAUAUAACAACCAAGGCCUGUGUGAACAGACAGCAAUACCCAGGCCCAACACCCUAAGCAUCCAGACCGAAUCCCUUCUCAUCUGAACAGAGGCCAACCUGUUGCCCGUCUUGGCACAGCUCAUAGGACAAAUUUUAUUACUUGAAUUUCUAAACUAUGGAUCUGGGAAAGUGGGCCUUGUCUCAAGAGGUACUUCAAGUGUGCUUCUGCCCUCCUCUCUUGAAUUUUUUUUGCAUCUCCAGAAAAUGCAAAACCACCUUACGUUCCUAUGGUACCUUUUCAUUUGAGCAGAGAGCAUAGAUGUGUUUCACUCUACUGGGCUGAGGGGCCUCCUGUAUGUCUUUAUUCCCAUCCUCUCCGCCUGUCCAGAGUGCUGAGAGAAAAAAAGGUGGAAAGGGCUACUCUGUGUUUCUGGUUGCCCCUCAAUGACUGAGGAGGCCUUAGAUUUCAGAAAUCUCUGUGAGUGUGACAUCUCCCCCAGUCCCACUUUACUAGGGUCCGGUACUGCUCCCAGAUCCUAGCUGGCUGCAUCCUGGUGACUGAAUAGUAGGCUCUCCUCAAUUUUGGAGGUGUAGCCUGUGGAAUAUAUGAGACAACCUGGAAGGCCUUCAUAAGGUGCUUCUGCUGAUAAAGCCUAGACUACUAAGAUCUCUUCAGGGUGGCCUGGACCAGGGACUUGAGCCCAACAGCCUAUACAAGCAGGCUUCAUCUCCCUCUUCCGUACUGUGAAAUAAAGGAAUCCAGCCACAUUUACAACCCUCAUGUAGUCCAUAGGUUAUCUUGGAGUCUUCUGAGAGUCUUCUGAAGCUCUCACAUUCAUUUUCUUUGAACCUGAUAAGGAGGUGCCACUUAACUACUUACUUUGAAGGUAGCUUUUCUGGUGGCCAAUAAUUGCAGCUCACAGAAUAUCUGAACUGGGGGUCCUAUCCGUGAGUAGUCUACACUGACGGAGCCAUCCUGUGGAUGUAUUCCUGAGGUGACCUCAGCCAUCCAUUUUGUGUAGGAGCUGAUUCUUCCAUAUAUUGACCUGAUACGUCAUAAAGCUUAACAUUACAGUGUAUUCCCUACUUUUCCUGGGCAGAAGGAUUACUUAACCCAUUACCUACUGAAAGUGUUCAAUCCAAAACAGAAAGGUCAUUCAUGACAGGUGCCCAUUGUGCCUUUUUAUUUAAGUGGGCCUUUUAAUCCAACUUGUUUCCAUUCAGUGAGCUGUAACCCCUCCACCCCCUGAAAUAUAUUACAUGACAAUGCUUCAGGUAGCUGAAUUACCUUUUCACCUGUUGCUGUUGAUGUUUUCUUUGGCCUAUUGGAAGUACAAUUUAUUUCCAACAACACCCAUUUUUAUUGCUUGCUUGCUUCAAUAAGGAAAACCAAGUCCAUCAACGAAUAGCAGAGCUGAGGAAGGAAGGUUUGUGGUCUCUGAGACGGCUGCCCAAACUUCAAGAGGCUCCCCGACCCAAAUCUCAGUGGGAUUAUCUCCUGGAAGAAAUGCAGUGGAUGGCAACAGACUUUGCUCAAGAAAGGAGGUGGAAGAUGGCCACUGCUAAGAAGGUAUUGUUGUGUUUCAUUUGUACUGUAUUGGCGAAAUGUUGUUGUUAAUUAAAUUUAUGUACCUCCCUUCAUCUAAAGAUCACAGGGCACAUUACAACAUAAAAACUCAAAAUAAAACCACAAACUACUUAACAUUAUAACCAAAACAAUAACACCCCCAGACACAUUUAAAAGGCCAUAGAUCGGGGUCGGCAAGUUUUUGUGGCUUGGGCUGGUUCCCGUUCCCGCAGAUGCUGCGGUGGGCCAGAGUGUGUGCAUGCGCAAAUGCUAUUUCCGUUGCUCCUUCCGGCACAGAGGAGGUGUGUACAGCUUCCCAUUGACUGAAGGAGCUUCCUGCAGCCAAUGGGAAGCUGACAAGCAUCGCGGAAGGUGGUCUCUGCUCUGCUCCACGCUGGUUUAGCGCAGCGCACGGGAGCCGACCGAGUGGGAGUCCAUGGGCCGGUUAAACGACCCCCAUGGGCCUCAGGCUGCCAACCCCUGCCGUAGAUUGUUUAAUCAACCAAAGGCCUGGUUGAAGAGGAACUUCUUUGCCUGGUGCCUAAGGAGAUGUAAUGCAGGCAUCAGGCGAGCCUCCCUGGGAAAAGCAUUCCACAAAUGGGGUCUCCACCACAUGUCUUCUCAUGGAGUGGGCACACGAAGAAGGAUCUUGGGUGAUGAUCACAGAGUAUGGGUUGGUUCAUAUGGGGAGAGGCGAUCCUUGAGGUAUUGCAGUCCCGAUCAGUUUUAAGGCUUUAUAGGUCAAAACCAGCACUUGGAAUUAGGCCCGGAAACUGAUUGGCAGCCAGUUCAGUCAGGUCAGGAUUGGUGUUAUUUGCUCAAACUGUCUUGUGCCAGUGAGCAACCCGGCCUCUGGCCUUCUCAGUAGCUGUUUCCAGACUUAGGAACUUUCUCCCUAGAGCAGCUAUAGACUGAUUCAAUCCUUACUUUUCCUUCUGCUGGCUGGUGAAGACUUACUUGUUUCAACAGGCUUUAGGGAACUGACUGCUUUUAAUGAAAGUGCCGGUGCCAUGCUGCUUUUUCGUAAUUAUUGAUAUGGUUUUAAUAGAUUUUUUAAGUAUGUAUAUAGUUUUCAAUUUAUCAGUGUUUAAUUGCUUUUUAACUAUUUUUUUUUUACUACGUUUUUAGAGGUUCUUAUUUUUAUCUGUAAGCUGCCUCAAGUCCCAUCAGGAAAAAUAAUAAUGGUAAUAGUAGUAGUAGUAGUAGUAGUAGUAGUAGUAAUAAUAAUAAUAAAUUUGCGCCAGCGUUGGUUUCCAAACCAUCUUCAGAGGCAGCCACAUGCAUAACAUGUUGCAGUAAUCUAACCUAGAGGUUACCAGAGCAUAGACAACAGAAGUUAGGCUAUCCCUGCCCAGUAGGGGUGCAGCUGGGCCACCAGCUAAAGCUGAUGGAAGGCACUCUGUGCCACCAAGGCCACCUGAGCCUCAAGUGACAGCAUUGGAUCCAACCUCUACAGCUAGAAUAGGAAUAGGCAAGUUCUGUUCUGAGGGACUGCACUGUUUCCAGACUAUAGGCAUGGUGGCUCUUUUGCCUCGCAAAUUUAGGUUUUCUGUUUUUUAUUUUCUUAAAAUUUCUCCUGUGCUUGAGUAUAAUGGAGGUUUUCCUUCCUGGUUGUGAUAUUGAAAUUCCUGGUCUCCCCUAACAAAUGGUUAAUACGAUUGUUGUUAAUAUGGCGUGUAAGCCCUCAAAUGGCUUUUGUUAACAAAGAGCAAAGCCUGCAGUAAGCUCUUAAUGCUGGGAAAGCUUAAGUGACAAGGAGGGCUCAGUGUCCUCCAUGCUAGGGAGUUUCUGUUUCAAUUUCAGAAGUAACAGUGAAAACCUAGUUUUGGUUUAUCUGCAUCCUGUUACGCUUGACAAAGUCUAAUUCCUUUUCCAGAAAUUUCCUGUUUCUGCCUUCACUUGGCAGUUUGCUUUUCAGUCCCACAAAAGUGGAGCCCAUAACCCACCCCCCGUCUACAUGAAAGCUCCCAGGUUCAGUCCCUGACAUUGCCAGUUUAAUAUAUUGGGUAGCAGGUGCUGUGAAAACCUUUUGCUUGGGACUCUGGAGAGCCACUGCCAGCCACAGAAAACCAGCUUUCCUCAAUUUGGUGCUCUCCAGAUGUUGUUGCACUCUGGGCUCCCAUCAGUCCCAGUCACUGUGGCUAAUGGUCAGGAGUGAUGAGAGCUGUGGCUCAACAACAUCUGGAGGGCACCAGGUUAGGAAAUUCUGGAGCAGACAGUACUGAAAUGGAUGAACAAAUAGGCUAACCUGCAAUACAGCAGUUUUCCUGGAAGCUGGCUACUCGAUAAUUACAUAUGCUAAAAUGGCCGUACACAUAGUUGUAAAAAACAAAAGUUUAUUGGCAUGGAAGAAUCCUUUCUCAUUGUCAUUGUCAUUUUUAUUAGAUGGUCCGGACUGUGGCUCGAUACCAUGAAGAAAAGAAGCUUAAUGAAGAGAGGGCCAGGAAAGAAGAACAGAACAAGCUGAGGCGCAUUGCUGCGACGAUCGCAAGAGAAAUAGAGUAUUUCUGGUCUAAUAUUGAGCAGGUAGUGCUUUCCUUUUCCUUUGCCACUCAGCAGUCAAGCGGUAUUGGUUUUUAAAGCCUUAUGCCACAAUCCUUCAAAAUAAAACCUUGCGUGGAAAUAAGUCCUGUUGUGAACCCAGUGAAACUUAACUUCUGAGUAGACAUGCAGUAUAUAUUGUGUUGCACGUCAUGUUUAAUUAUUUGUUUAAAAUAUCAAAUACUUCAUUUAAAGCAUUUUAACCUCCUAUUUGAAGGCUCUUUGAGUGGCUUCCAGCGAUUAGCAGUCUCUUUUACCACCUUGGCUCUCUUAAAUCUUCUCCAUAUCUUGUUGUUUUUUUCACUGCCUCCUGAAGGGGGGGAGCAGAGUGAGCUGCUGGCAGCUGCUCCCUUGCUGGUGUGGAGGGUUGCAGUAUAUAGAGGAGUACAAGUAAAAAUCGGAUGCCCUGAAUUGUAGGAUACAACCGCCUUAUCUCCGCUAAGAUAGUUUUAAGGUCUUCAAUGUUAGCUGAUGGUUCUGUCUGUCACAUUUCAUACCCACCUUUAGGUUGUGGAAAUAAAGCUUCAGAUUGAAUUUCAAGAGAAAAGGAGAAAAGCGUUAAAUUUAAAGCGACGACAUUCCAGGAGAGGUAAGAAUUGCUACUUUUGGAUUGCUUUCUGCAAACGAGGCCGCUGCAUAAAUUGCAGGAUGUGUGUUGUUGCUCAAAGAUAGAAUGCCCGCUGAUAACUACGGUAGUAUACUGAGAAUGGUGUAAAUACCUUUGCAUUCUGCAGUACAUCUGGAGAUGCCUUAACUAAACAGCUACCCUAAUCUGCUUGCUCUCCAUGCUGUUCCUACUAGUGCUGCCUUAAUCUUUGUUUAUUAAAGGGUUAAAAAAAUUUUUUAAUACAAACUUUACAGGACAGGCAAUGCUAAGUGUUUCCCUUACAUUGCAAGUUAUAGACAGUUUUUUAUUCUUCUAUAUUUGCUUAAAGAUUUUAUAUUUCUUGUAUUUGCAUUGAGAAUUGCGAAAGGUUCACAAUGAACCCUAUGGUCUCUCAACGAAUAGUCACCUGUUCUUCUUUACUGUGCAAGAGUACGUAGCAUUGGGUCCUUUCUCUUUCUAUGUAUUUAUUUUCCCCUUGUUUCUAGGAAAUAUAAAUGUUAGGCUAAUAAAUGCAGGAAGUGUUUAGUGACUUAUAAGAGGCAUAACACCUAACAAUUUUACAGGUAAAGAUGCAAGACAUUUAGAAGAUAUUCUUAUGGACAAAGAAACAGACGUGGUAAGAUUAUCUAUAGGUUAAUGGCUUUUGCAAAUAGCAAAGUAUAUCAUGGAGUCCCCUAACUAAAUCCCAUGGGAUGUCAGGUGACACAGUUUUUGUACACUGUUUCCCUAGCGCUGACAAUCAGCUGAUCGUCAGUGCUAAGGAAGCCCUGCGCACAACCCUUCUCACCCAAACCCGACCUUUACCUGGCCUGCAUCUGAUCAUAUACAGUGUCAAGUGUAGGGCAGGUGAAACAGUCUUGCAGGAGUCCUGGUGGGCCUCCUUAGGCCUGCAGGUGAGUGGUUUUCCAACUCUGAUUUAUAGAGAGAGGCCCAUAUAGAAAUGUAUCUUUUUCCCGUCCUCUUGACCCAUAGAAGCAAUGUGUUUCAAUAGCUUGGUUAAGAUCCUCACAAAGUUUUAUUUGGAAUAGUGAAAUGUAGCAAGAAGCAAGAGCUAUGUCGAUGUCUCUCUUAGUUUUCCAGCUGCCAGUCAUGGCAUAAAGUUGGCACACUUUAUGGAUGGGGCUUGGAUCUUACAAAUACAAGGAAAUAUGCCUGAGUUGUAGGAAUCUUUUGUCUUCCCUUUGAUGAAAUUAGCAGGAAGAAGUAAUUGCAUUUUGACUUUAAACUUAGGGACCCUUGUUUCAAACAGGAAGUGUUAGGUAGAGGUCUCCUCUAGAUAUUACUGUGUGUGGCAUGUAUACCCUUGCUGCUUUUAAAAUUUAUUGGAAACAUUUAUAUGUAUUUUCAGGGGCCAUGGACAUCUGGAAGAAAAAGAAAGGCAAGCACUUCAUUGACAGAUGAUGAAGGUUGGUCACUUAAUAUACAGUGGUACCUCGGUAUACGAACUUAAUCCGUUCCUUAAGUCCGUCCUUAAACCAAAUCCAUUCUUAAACCGAGGCACGCUUUCCCUAUUGAGGCCUCCCGCCGCCGGUGCCCUUCCACUGUUCAGCUUCCAUUCAUAGACUGAGGUAAAGUUUGCAAACCAGAGCACUACUUCCGGUUUUGUGGAGUUCGUAAACUGAAUAGUUUGUAAACAGGACUGUUCGUAAACUGAGGUACCACUGUAGUAAUUUACAGCUCUACUGUUUUAAUCUCAGCUGAUCUCACCCAUUUCUCUGUAAAUCUGAUAAAACUGAUGGGGCCUGCAGAAAAUGGUGAGGUGUGGAAAGCUCCUGUUCAUGAUGCUCCAUUGCAUCCCCCUUAUCUCUAGGUUCCCCACCAGGUCAGUCAGAAUUCUGUGGCUACUGAGCACGCUCAGUGCUCACUGGGCUCUUGUAGGGGAUGGGGAUUGUCACCUCAAGGUAUUCUUCCUAAAGAUUUGUUGGUACUUCUGCAAACCUCGUGAGUUCCCUGACCCUGUCAAUGCCUCCCACUUGUCCAUGGAUGGUGCCAUUUUGACUUUGUAAAGGAUUGGAACUCACAUAGCUGCCUUUCAGCCAUGCAGUUCCCAAGGGUGGCUUAGAAUAAUUUAAAUUGCUCUCACAAUGGAAAAACCACACCAGAAACCCAAAGGAAUUAGUGAAUUUUUAGAGUGGAAAGAGAGGGAGAGAAAAGUACAGCUUAAAAAUACAGAAAUCUGUUAAAUGCCACAAAAUUACUGGUUUGGAAACUUCAAGCGGUGCAGAAUUCAGCGGCUAGUUUGCUCACUGGGGCAAGAUGGUUUGACCAUAUAACUGGCUCUGCUGCGCUGGCUGCCAAUUAGUUUCUGGGCCCAACUCAAAGUGUUGGUUUUGACCUCUAAAGCCUUAAACGGCUCAGGACUGCAAUACCUCAAGGACCAUCUCUGCCCAUAUGAAUUGACCUGGACCCUGUGAUUAUACUCUGGUCCUUCUACACGUGCCCUCUCCACGAGAGAAUGGGUGGUGGCUCCCCAUUGUGGAAUGCUUUCCUCAAGGAGGCUUGCCUGUCACCUUCACUACAUCUCCUUAGGCGCCAGGCGGAAACGUUCCACUUCAAACAGGUGGAACAAUCUAUGGCCUUUUAAACGGUGUGUGUGUGUGUGUGUGUGUGUGUGUGUGUGUGUGUGUGUUAUUGUUUUGUUUGUUGUUAUGGUAUGUGGUUUUUGUGUUUUUCUAUUUUAAACUGCCCUGGGAUCUUUGGCUGAAGGGUGGUGUAUAAAUUUAAUUAGAUGAUGAUGUAGUAGUAUGUAGAAUAUGACCAUGAAGAAGGUUUUGUCAUGUCUGGUAGCUGCCUGCCUCAUCUUUGAAGGCACGAAGUCCUGGAACAGGUCCUCGAGUGAAAAUCUUGAUCCAGGUGUCCUCACCCUUUUUGGGGCCUGGUGGCACAUUACGAAAUAAUGAGAAACUGUUAUAGGCACCACAUAGUGCCCAUUUCACUUAAAGGAAUACUGGUCAUGCUCAGAGAGACACCCCUCAGCAGGCAAGUUACCACAUGUGCUCCCCCACAUAAGCGCAGGCAACUCCCUUUGCAGCAGCUAGCUCCUCUGAAACAAACCAACAAUAUACACACUACUGCUGCAUUCAUAAUAAAAAUAAAUAAAAAUAGGCAUACGCAAAAAGCAGGAAGCAUCCUGUAAUGAGUAUGGGUUGCUUGUGCGUAAGUUGCCGCCUCUCCUGGCUAUGUUGCCUGGUUAAACCUUUCUGUCUGGACAGCCCUUUACUUCGUGGCUGCCUCAGUCGCUAGCAGAAUCCGUCAGUGGGCGUUUCUUAAACCUUUUCCAACAUAAAAGUUGUUUGACGCCAAGUCUCCUCGUACUCUCCCUGCGUGGAAGUCUUCUGCGCAGGGAGGGCGUGGGUAGCGGAGGACCCGUGCUCUCCCCACUGGUGUCCGGUGAAGAGUCCUGGAGCCAUCUCGCCGAUUCCCCCAUCUGCCCCCCUUUAUCCCGGGUGUUGCGCUGAUUUGCUUCCCAAUCUGCUGAGCUGCCUCUCUCCUGCUGGGCCCUUCUCCAGCAUCAUUUGAGAGCCUUUCCUCCGCCUCUAGCUCCGAUGUCAGUUCCCUGACACAUCCCUUCUCAAAAAGCAGCAAACAAAAGGUCAGGGGAAAAGCCACACCCUAUUUUUGCCUCCAUUUCUCAAACUUACUGGGUAAUGGCACCUUUACCAGGAGUUUCAGCAGGAGUGUGGAAAGCUCAGAUUCCUCUCCAGCUGCCCCACUCUCUCCCUUUCCUUUUAAAUACGUGAAGGGAAGAAGGCAGGGCAGCUUAGAAGAAGAAGAGUUUGGAUUUGAUAUCCCGCUUUAUCACUACCCGAAGGAGUCUCAAAGCGGCUAACAUUCUCCUUUCCCUUCCUCCCCCACAACAAACACUCUGUGAGGUGAGUGAGGCUGAGAGACGUCAGAGAAGUAUGACUAACCCAAGGUCACCCAGCAGCUGCAUGUGGAGGAGCAGAGACGCGAACCCGAUCUCCAGAUUACAAGUCUAUCGCUCUUAACCACUACACCGCACUGGCUACAUAUUGUUUUCCAGCCAGUCCAGUUGUUGCCCAAGUUUAAAAAUAAAAAAGUUCCAAACUUUAAAAGGUUUCAGACUUAAAGAGAAUAUCAGCAUCUUAGCUGGUGCUAAGGGUAAGUGUGUGUACAUAUCUGGGGGUGCCGUGGGGACCCCAGCUCUUGGAGUUGGAGUCUACAAGAGAUGCUUAGGUGCAUGUAUUAUGAAUGGGUGUAUCUUUAGCACUAUGUUUGAUUUUUAGUUCUUUUUACACGGGCAGGGUGGGAAGGCUAUAUACUGUAAUGCUAAAGGUGACAAGCUGAAUCUUUCGCCAGCACCAUGCAGCUUCCUACACUCAACUUGAUACAUUGAAUUUGUGUUGUCUUCUAGUUGAAGAUGAAGAGGAAACCAUCGAAGAGCAGGAAGCUAAAGAAGGCAAUGUCAAUCAUCAAAGUGAGCUAUCCACUUUGGCAAAGGAAGGUGAGUCCAAAGACUUCUGAAUAGCAUUUCCACUGAAUGACUGAGAAUAUAUGCCUGGAAUAUAUGCCUGAGAAUAUAUCCCUUUCUCUUUGCAUGCUGCUUUCAGCCUUAGGUAAAGGUAAAGGUACCCCUGCCCAUACGGGCCAGUCGUGUCCGACUCUAGGGUUGUGCGCCCAUCUCACUUAAGAGGCCGGGGGCCAGCGCUGUCCGGAGACACUUCCGGGUCACGUGGCCAGCGUGACGAAGCUGCUCUGGCGAGCCAGAACCAGCGCAGCACACGGAAACGCCAUUUACGCUUUCAGCCUUAGCAUCACUGAUAUUCUUGUUGACUUCUUAUAUAUUUGGAGAGGUGGUAGGCUAGACUCUUGGAGUUCAAAACGCUUUCCAAUUCAUAUGUUGGAACAUGGCACAGAUAAGAAAUGCAUGAUGGUCUGGUUCACACAUAGCGAAUGGUUUACUGUGAACACGCUGAUCUUUAUGUUGUUUCAUUCCUCCCUGCUAGUGCACGGGGAAACAAACCACAAUCCUUGGCUUAGUCUUCCAUCUGUACCAGUGAAUUCUGGUUUGUUUUGCUCCAAACAAAUCAUGGCUGGCAAACCAAGAACAAACCUUGACUUAUCACUAUGGUUUGUUUUGAGUGAAACAAGCCAUAACCUCUGGUUUGGUCAUAAUGCUAAGUUAUUGUGUGUGUAACGAAGGAGGUUAGUCCGGAUCAGGAGUCUUUCUCUCUACCCUCCCCCUCCGCUUCCCAUCAUCCAUAGAUGCUCCUUGGUUAGACUUGGUCAUACCAUACUACUCCGUAUUGGUUUGAGCACUUAUGAGACCAGCUGUGGAAGGAGCAUGGAGAUCCAUUUGGAAAAAACCAAAAACUCGAGAGGUGAUAGGGAAGGAGUGGCGUGACAUAAUGCCCCUGUAGCUGAGAAAAAGAAAUUCAGAAGGAGGCUGAACCACCUUCCCCCUGGUCAGACUCUGCAUCUGUGAAUGAGUCCUCUUUUUCCUCUCCCAGGCCUCCCAAUGUCUGUGGGAACUCUGCUCUCUGGUGAGCCUGGGCAUUUAACCUCAUUUGUGAUCUUAAUUAAAUUGAAACUUGAGAAUGCAGACAAAAAAAAAAGUCUUUUCUGCUCUAGAAACGAAUACCUUCCAAAAUGACCCUCCAUCCAUCUGUGAAACAUUUUUUAAAAGUGCUCUGUUGAUGUUAACAUGAAAGCCUUGCGUGGAUGUUAAUUAGGAAGUACCCUUUUAAAAAUAACAUUGUCCUGUCUAAAAUGGUUUUCAUCGUGCUCUGCUUUGGUGCUAAGUAACUGCAACGGCAUCACACUUUGCUUUUUCAAUCUCAUUUAGCUGAACUGUCGUUGGAUGAUUUGGUGAAGAUGUAUGAAGGUGCCUUUGCCGAGAAUUUUCACUGGCCCCAGCCAAAGCCUGAAGAAGAGACUAGUGAAGAAGGUAUAUUUUGGUGGCGUUUCAUUCCAAAAUGCCAUUGAGCUGCUCUGACCUUUUUAAGGAGAAUGUUUUGCAUCCACAGUUCCGCAGAUGUGUUUUUUUUUUCUUUUAAAUUUAAGUAGCCUACCUUCAUCCUGUGUCCUUGGGAUGGUUAAUAUAAUAAUACUUCAUAUUGAUGUAGAUCUUUAGAAUUUUCAGAGGAUUCUGUCUAGGAAUCCGUGCAACGGCUCUGUCAGCAUUGUAAUCUUAUCGCAGAUGAUGGGUGGAAUUAAAGCUGAGUAUGAGAGUUUGUUUAAGACCACCUAGUUGCAACCUUGUAAAUUUGAACUAUAAGGGGAUAUUCAUUCUUAAACUGCUACAAUACACCAACAGUUUAUUUGCUCAUGCUUUAACGUUAGGAAGGUUGCAGGGGAGGAAGACAAAGGAGAGAAGAGAAUUCAAAGCAUGUGUAAACAAUUAGCAACAUUUCCUCAGUUAUGCAUGUUAACAGGUAUCGGACGUACUCAUGUGCACAGGAUCCCUACAGUCAGUGUGCAUUUGUCCCAUGCAUUUUGGUUUGUUUGGUGGCCGCCAAGGAUCAGGCUGCAUUACUUAACAAAGCAUGAUUUCUUCCUUUUUUUCUCAGCGGUGGGGCAGUGCGAAUGUGCUGGCCUUUUCCAAAGACCCUUUCACAAUUCUGCUGUUUAAUUUUUAUUUUGUUCUCUUGGCUGUUUUGUUUAGAAGUGCAGCAACUUGUAAGAGGUGGGUUAGUCUGAGAAACACUGACUUUCUCAAGGCCACCCAGUGAAUCCAAGACCAGUUCUGCACUAUAUUUCCUGACAGUGGAAUGGCUUCAUGCUGUCUCUUGAAAGCCUGCAUGCUGAGAUGAAAUGCCAUCUAAACCAGGCAGGGUAGAUAACCUGUGGCUCACUUUUUGGGCUCCCAACUUCCACUAGCCUUGCCUAUUGGCUGUGCUAGUUGAGCUGUAUAUGGAAGUUGGUCUCUCCAAAACAUCUGGAGGGCCACAGGUUACCCUUUCCUGAUCUAGGUCACUGGGUUAUUGUUUAUGAUCCCAUUCUCAUCUGGAUUCACUGUCUUGGAUUCUAGUAUGUGCAGAAAUAUUUUAAUGUUCAGGUGUUACUCUGAUGAUUCUGCCUGUGCAAAAUUGAUUAUUUGGUAUAUCGUUUUGACAGAGAUGGAAGACCACACAGCUGAAAGGGAAAGUGUCCAGAAGGAAGUUAUCCUGAUUGACUCUCUCCUUAGCAUUGAUCAGUAUAAGGGCGCUGAGAGAGCAGUUCCUACUAAGAAACACGGGAGGGACAUCGCAGAGGUAGCGGCUGCAGCAGAAGCGCUUUUGCCAAAAGGCAGCGCCCGGAUCACAACUUCGGUAAGUAGUUUCUGUUCCAUAUGUGGCAAACAGUUGACUGCAUGUAGAGAUGUCCCCACCGCAUUCUUGCAGUGCAAUUCUAAACUCAUUGGCUCAGAAGUGAGACCUGCUAUGUUUAACUACACUUUCCCCCCAGAUAUGUAUGCACAGGAUUGCUCCUAUCUGCUGCCUUCUUCUUGCAACCCCCACCCCCGAAUCCAUAGUUUUACAAGUGCAAAAGUGAUCUUUAGUUUGAGUGCUCAGCAAUCUUACAAAACUGUUUCCUCUGUGGAAGCCUAAGAAUUGAUAUGAACGUGUCAUUUUUGUUCAAUUGACCAUUUGAGUGCCCCUGGAAUUCCUUUAACAUUUGUAUUAUAAAAGAAUUCUGCAAUGGUGGGGUUAAUGCUGCUAGAUAGAAAGUGGCGGUGGGCUAAACAGAAUUACCCCAUAUUUUAAAAAACAAAUAUCCACCGGCAUCCAGGACAAGUUCUUUGUGAACUGCUCUGAGAUCUGAGGAUGAAGGGCGGUAUACUACUACUAAUUCUGUUUGAGAAGGGGAAAACUUGUCUAGAUCUUUAGAAAUAAACUUUACUACUUUAGUAAAAAGCUGCUGGUUGUCCUGUGAAGGAAUCUUGGAAGUUUUUAAAGUGUGGGGCUGCAUGUCAUUUUGUUGCAGGUUAAAUACAACACUCCUCCCCUCUUGUACGGCUCCCUUCGAGAGUACCAGAAGAUCGGAUUGGACUGGCUUGCCAAGCUGUACAAGAAGAAUCUCAAUGGCAUUUUGGCAGAUGAAGCCGGGCUUGGCAAAACGGUGCAAGUUAUUGCCUUUUUUGCACAUCUGGCGUGUAAUGAGGGUAAGCCUGCCCUCUGCUUUGCGGCUACUAUUUACUGAAAUGGGAAAUGGUCCAGGGCUGGCUUUCAUGCCAGCGUUGGGCUCCUCAGAAGGGAACAGUUCUCCUACAUCCUGCUGCUUCUCUUCCCUUUGCCAGGUGACUGGGGCCCUCAUCUCAUUGUUGUUCGGAGUUGUAAUAUACUGAAGUGGGAGCUUGAACUGAAGCGAUGGUGCCCUGGGUUGAAAAUCCUGCUCUACAUUGGCAGCCAGCAAGAACUUCGAACAAAAAGACAGGUACAGCACUCUGUAGAUAUUUUUUAAAAAAUAAUUCAACAUCUGACGGCUGAGCAAAAUUCCACCUAUAUUUCUCAUUCACUAUAGCUAUGCCCCAUCUUCCAGCUGAGAUUGGCUUAGCAAGCAAGUAGCUUACAAAAAUUAAAAUCCAAAAUAUAUGUGCAAUAUAUUAGGAAUAGUGUAUGUACAUUUCAGGCUCUUUUGGCCCCUGGCAGUUGGAUGUCACACCCCAGGUUCCAGGCUUUUGCCUGUAAAGGAGGAGUGGGGGAGCAUCAGACCUGGCAGACAAAUGUGUCCCUUCAGGCCUCUAGCCUUUGGAAAUCUCCGCAGGUCAGAUCUCCUUCCCAGGGCUCAAUCCUUAACUGGAUCACUAUGUAGUUUUCCUAGGCUGGAAUGUCUCCUUGAAAUCUGAUAAUGCCCCUUGCUUGCCUGGAUAGAGGAUACAGAAGGGUGUGUAAGUAUGUGUAGAAACUAGCAUGCUGUACAAAGGCAAAAAUUCACAUUCGUUGCCCACUUUUGCCUCUGGCCAUGCCUGCCACAUGCAAUUUGCCUCCAGAGGAUUGCAAAGAAGGAAAAGUGGCCCUUAGGCUGAGACAGGUUCCCUACCCAUGCACCAGAGGGAUGAGGCAGAUUGACCUGGGCUGUUGAAUAGCAAAUGGUGCCAACUCACAGAGAUAACUGCCUUCCAUUGACCUGAAGGCCUCUUCUGACCCCUGUCGUGAGACACAGUCCACAUUCCACAAUCUGUGGGUACGGACGGUGUGGCCGUGAAGCUCACAGGGUGACUUUGGGUCAGCACUGCCUCUCGGCCUAACCUACCAUGCAUGGUUGUUGUGGGGAUUAAAUGAGGAGCAGGAGAACAAUGAGAUCCUUGGAGAAAAAGGUGGGAUAUAAGUGCAGUAAGUAAAUAAAUGGGUUGCAUUUAUAUCCCCCCCACCUUCCUUAGAGUUGCUCAGAGCAGCACUUAAUUCAGUAUUGGUGGAUUUGGCUCCUUGCAGGAGAUCCCCUGUAGUAGUUUAGACCAAGAGGAAGGGUCAGUAGUUCAGUUGUAGAAUUUUUCCAUUGCACGCAGAAGGCUUGGAGUUCACAGCAUCUCCAUGGAGGGUUCCAAAGGUCUAAAAACCCUGGGAGCCCCUGUGUAUAGACAAGAUUGAGGUAGAUUUUGAUGUUGUUUAAUUGUGUCCGACUCUUUGUGACCCCAUGGACCAGAGCAUGCCAGGCACUCCUGUCUUCCACUGCCUCCUGCAGUUUGGUCAAACUCAUGCUGGUAGCUUCGAGAACACUAUCCAACCAUCUCGUCCUCUGUCGUUCCCUUCUCCUUGUGCCCUCCAUCUUUCCCAACAUCAGGGUCUUUUCCAGGGAGUCUUCUCUUCUCAUGAGGUGGCCAAAGUAUUGGAGCCUCAGCUUCACAAUCUGUCCUUCCAGUGAGCACUCAGGGCUGAUUUACUUAAGAAUGGAGAGGUUUGAUCUUCUUGCAGUUCGUGGAACUCUCAAGAGUCUCCUCCAGCACCAUAAUUCAAAAGCAUCAAUUCUUCGGCGAUCAGCCUUCUUUAUGGUCCAGCUCUCACUUCCAUACAUCACUACUGGGAAAACCAUAGCUUUAACUAUACGGACCUUUGUUGGCAAGGUGAUGUCUCUGCUUUUUAAGAUGCUGUCUAGAUUUGUCAUUGCUAAGGCAGUUUGGUGUAAGGUAGCUUCCCAUGUUCCUGUUUUAUCUAUGGAGCUGCACACCUCAACAGGGAUUUUGAUUUGGGUUUGCAAGCUUAUUUAACAACAAAUUAUUUAGCCCUUGAGGUAGCCAGGACUUUUCCUUGCUCUCAAGUCAGAAUCUUGAGAAGGCAGGCAAGAUGGGCAUGAUUUCUUGUUCCGAAUCUGGAUGUUUUUUGCGUACCUUACAUUCGCGAGGGGCCUUAGCAAGAAAAUACAAUACAAACGUAUGAAGGUGCCUUUAUUCUGUAAGACGUAACAGUUCAUUACUGUGAUUGGCAGUAGCUCUCUUCAAGAGCGCUGGCAAAGGUCUUUCCUAGUCUUGCUGUCUGGUAUCUUUUCAGCUAGGGAAUCAGUUUGCAAUCAGUUUGCAAAACUUGUUCUCUUAUCCCUGGGCUCAGUGACCCCCUUUGCCGGGUAGAUCCUGCUUAUUCGUUGUUGCCUGAAGAAGCUGCAGUUCAUUGGGAAGGAGCUGCUGCAAGAAUUCCCCAUCCCUUUGCAGAGUCUAAACAGGGUAAGGGGCAGGGGCCUGCCUGAGGGAAGAAAGUGUAUUGUGUGCUGAUGGAUAUUUAUUUAAAUAAACAUCCUCAAGGCAGCUUAGAACAGAGCAAUAAGAUGCAAUAAUAAAAACCAGUGAACAUUGUCAAUCGCAUCCAAAGGGACCAGUAAAAAUAAAAAAUCGUUACUCUCUCUGACGCUGUACUAAAUCCUUAGUGGUUUAGCAAGUAUGCUUUAAAGUGCAGUGAGAUUUCUGGAAAGAAAAGGCAUGGGGAAAUCCUCAAGUUGUCUCAAAGGGGGAGCAGCCAAAAGACUGAUAUUCACCACCCCCUUGCUCUUCAUCCAUCUUGCCUGCCUGGUGCCACACGUAUAACUGUAUGAAUGCCCUUAUUUUGAAUAAAGCCAUAGGCUUGGGAAGUUCUGCCUUCUGCCUGAAAGUUUUGACAAGUAUAGUCAUCUCCUUCCCUCGUUUUUUGCAGGAGUGGAUGGAACCCAACCGCUUCAAUGUGUGCAUCACAUCCUACAAGCAGCUCUUCAAAGGCCACCAAGCCUUCACAAAGAUGCGAUGGAAGUACCUCAUUGUUGAUGAGAUGCAACAGAUCAAAAACAUGACGGAGAAACACUGGGAAGCACUUUUCAGUCUCCGCAGGUCUGACACAUGUAGAAGUUUUGCACCUUGCACUUCAUAGUGCUUUAUGUUGGUCUAGGACAGUGGUGGGUAGCCUGUGGUCCUGCAGAUAUUGUCGAACAACUUCAGUUCCCAUUAUUCCUGACAGUUGGCCAUGGUGGCUGUGUGAUCUUUGUUUGGACCAGGAAGAAAUCUAUGGGUUGAAAGGGGGGUGAAAUUGCUAAAUGGGUCAUCCCAAAUACAGGUGAGCACAGUAUUCAGUGGUACAGGACACUACUGUCUUACAUGAGAGGUUGGAGUGCAGAUGAGCAUAAGCUGAAGACUUGCUCCCAUCAUACUGAGUUCUCAAAAUAACAUCUAAGGCCAGGGCCAGAUUAUAUCUUUGCCAUGUGAUUGUCUGUUCUGAAGACAGCUGCAGGGAGAUAGAUCUGGACCACAGCAUGUAGAGAGGGGAUGUGUUGGCACCUUUGCAGUCAAAUAGCAGCUGGGCAGUGUAAUUUUUGUUGAGAAAAUGGGAGUAGUUGUGUUAGAAUAAUGCCCACCCCACUUCAGUUCUAAUUGGGUAACCCAAUUGCAGUUGCUAUUUCUAAGGGAAACCUGAGCCAGGCAUAGAUAAUCACAUGACAACUUUAUUGUUAAUUCCUGGUCUUAACUGGGACCUGAAUGUGUUUCCUUUUUACCUGUGUGGGGUUUCCCCCCUCUUGAUUUUAUUUACUAGUUCUAGUAAAUUGCUAGAUGGACACCAGUGGGAUAACUGUCCCUUCAUAGCAUUUUGAACUGUUCUUCACAGCCAGCACCGCUUGCUCCUAAUUGAUACACCUCUGCACAACACAUUGAUGGAAUUGUGGACCAUGGUGCACUUCCUGAUUCCAGGAAUCUCCAAACCUUACCUGGAUUUCCCAGUAAAAGCAGCCAAUGAGGAGAAUCAGGAUUACUGCCACAAACUUGUCAUCAGGUUACACCGAGUGAGUGACCUGACUUUUGUCUGAGUGCAUGCAUGGCUCUCCCAGCUUUGCUUUAGUAAUAUGUUUUAAUUUAAUGAAGACAAUAGUUAUGUUAACUUUGGUUUUUCUAUUUUCAUCCCCCCCCCCAGAUGAUCCAGCCGUUUAUUUUGCGAAGAUCGAAAAGAGAUGUUGAAAAGCAGUUAACCAAAAAAUACGAGCACGUGCUUAAGUGUCGGCUUUCAAACAGACAAAAACUGAUGUAUGAAGAUGUCAUUCUGCAGCCAGGGUAUGAGAUAUGCAACUGGUUGAACAUGCUGGUUAUGCAGUUCACAAUGCAGAAAUUUCAGAUUGCGUUUAAUGUGCUAACCAACUCUUUAGCCACCUUCAAAUAAUAGGAUGUAGUUUAGUUGUAAACACCUGCACAAAAAGCCUUGUUGCUGCUUUAUUCCUCCUCCUGUGCAAGCUGCAAAAUGAACCAGGAAUCACAACUUCAUGUUGCAUUCAAACUAGGAAGUGUGGUUGAGGACUUCUAAAUGAGCCAGAUUCAGAAACAUGGUUUAAAAAUUGGAUUCUGAAUCUUGCUCAUUUGGGAAGCCUUUAACCAAACCUAGGUGGUUUGCACGUAACAGGAAAGUAUGAUUGACUAGUGGGUUCCUGGUUUGCUUAGCUUCUUGUGUGAAAGGAGGAACAGACUGGCUGCAAAGAGCACACAUAACUCAUGGAUAUUCUGGCAUAUUAAGUCAGGAUUUAGUCAGUGUAUUGUAGCAAGCGUUAAGGGGGAAAGGAGUCCUAGCUACAAUUUUAACAUUGCUUUUAGAACCAUAAUUGAAUCGUGUGAGUCCUGGUCAACACAUGCUCAGAAUGAGGUAGAAUGGGCUGCAUCUCUUCAGUUAUCAGGUGUGGAGACUUGCAGUAUGGAAUGUGUGUACCUGUGUUAAAAAUGCUGUCACUACAGAUCUAAGAAGAGUGCCCACUGUUGCAGAAUUGCUUAAGCUAAGCUGCUGUGGAUCUGAUUAGUGUUUUGAUAGGAGACUGCCUUGUGUCUCAUGUAAGCUUCUUUGAGCUUUCCAAAGAAAGUGGGAUACAAGUACUGUGUAAUAAAUUAGCAUUUGAGAAUCUGCACCACAGCCAUAAAACACUGGUUCAAGUGAUGAAGGAUGUUUCACGGGGCUUUUUUAACAUUUGAUUCAAGUUGACAUGCUUCUUUCCUUUGGCAGAACCCAAGAUGCUCUAAAAAGUGGGCAUUUUGUCAGCGUUCUUCACGUUCUGAUGCAGCUUCAGAAGAUCUGCAACCAUCCUGAUCUGAUAAACCCUCGGCUCUCCAGUUCCUCCUAUGUCUCAGAGACACUGCAGUAUAGAACUGCUUCGCUGGUCUUAAAAGCACUUGAACGUGACGUUUGGAAGGUGAGUCAAACAGUGGACAGGGAUUGGGAAGUCGUGGCUCUGCAGAUGUUCUUGGACUCACAUCAGCCCCUGCCAGUAUGGGACAAGGAUGAUGGGAGUUGUAGUUCAGCAGCAUCUGGAGCAGGGUGGUCCAACUUUUCAUACCAAGUGGACUGCAAGAGUACUUUGACAUGGAACCUGCAGGCCACAUACUGCCUUGCGUGUGCAGUGACGGGAGGGGAGAACAGCAAGACCAAACUUUGACAAGCUUGUAACUCUAUUUUAAAAGAAGAAGAAGAAGAGAGAUUCAUCUGGCAUGACUUGUUUUUAUGAAACCCAUGCUGGAUCUUAGUAAUCUCAGCAUCCUUUUUUAAGUGCUCACAGACCGACCAUUUAAUUAUCUGUUUUAUGACCAUUCCUGCUUUACUCAAGGGCAUUGUAGAGGGUGAUCUUUACAAGUCUGCUUCUAUCUGCACAGAACAGCAUGGCAUCUUCAUCAGAUAGUUAGUAGCACAAUGUUGGGAACUGGCCUCAUCUAUAGAAUUCAGUGGCAGUCACUCAGAGAUCAGGAUCCAGCACUCUCCCUGUGAAGAUUCACUGUUGCUUUUAAUACAGAAAUUGAAAACAAUUUCUAUUCAGGCAGCCUGUCACUUUUUAAUAUUUUUAAUUAGGCCCUUCAUUGACUGUUUGAAUUUUUGAAUGUGUGGAAUUGUAAUGGUUCUUCAUAUAAUGUGGUACGCUGCCUCGACAAGUGUGUCUGGAAAGGUGCCCCCAAAAAUACUUCAAGUAACUAACUUGGUGGGUUUUUACCAUUUAAAUUAUUAUUUCAUUGAUGUUUCUUGGGUUUGUUUUGUUUUGUGAACAGAAGAGUAGGUUAUAAAUGAUAAUGAUCGGAUGAGUGGUACUAAUGCUUUAAAUUUCUCUUUGUCUACCUGUAGGAUACGGACCUGAGUCUCUUUGAUUUGAUUGGGAUUGAGAAUAAAAUGACUCUGUAUGAGUCACAAGUGCUGCCAAAGCAAAAAGUGACCAGAAAGCUCAUUGAGGAAAUAUACACCUCUCCUCUACCUCCCCCAAGGCCUAAUCCAGUGAAGUUGAAGCCAAGCAGGUAUGCAGCUUUUAAAACAAACCUUGAAAACCCAUUUAAUUUGAGCAGCUAUUCAGUUGAGGCAUUGAGCUGGGCAUUCGACUGUUUAAUGGCUUAUGUCGCUGCUGGUUGGAAAUUAUUUCUGAAGGGAGGGAACACCCCCCCCUGUGUGUGUGUGCUCCCCAAAUGUACUCCAGAGUGCUGGGGGGGGGGAGUCUUGUGGAGCAGAUGCAGAGGGUGAGGUACAGAUGGGAGGAGAAGAAAGGGAAGCUAACAUUGGGAGUAAUGCAAUUAGUUUACAUGGGUUUUACUGAGUGUUCUGCUGGACUGUGAAAUGAUUUUAGACUGCUGUUUCUAAUGGUUUAGUUUUAUUGGAAUGAGGCUUUGGGUUUGUCUGUUUUUAAUGUUUUAUUUAUGUUUGCAAGCUGCCUUCAGAAGUGUUUUGCCCUAAAAGGCAGUAUGGAAAAAUGUUCUAAUAAACUGGGACUCAAUUGCACAUAUUUUUCAUUGAGGGGGGCAAAGUGGUGUCUAUUCCAUUCUUUAAAGUUUAUAUGUUUCUUGUGCACUGCCUUAAGUGCCCUGUGACUGAAAGGUGAUUUGUAAAAGCUACUUUCAAAACAUUCUGUUUACUGUGAUGAUAACCACGUCCCAUGUUGUACUUUUAAGCUAUGCAAGUGCUUCUGUUCUGUUGUCCAAAACUGUAAUUCAGAAUGAGGUUUUGCUCAGUUUUGUUAGUGUUGUGCUUGUGGGAGGAGGUAAUAAUGAAGUGAUGCCCAACCUUUUCAGGUUGUUCCAACCCGUUCAAUAUGGCCAGAAGCCUGAAGGCAGAAUUGCGGCUUUCCCCAGUGCUCAAGUGCAACAACGCACAGUGUCGACAGCUACGGUGGCUCAACAGGGGCAAGUGCGUGGAAGGUCACCUGUAGCUACAGUGUCUGCAAAUCAAGGUACGAAAGGUAUUGCCACUCUAGUUUUCUUCUGGGUCUUAGAUUGUCAUAUACCAGUCUGAUAAAUUGAAAUUGUCCUCCCACCUGACUACAAGUAUGGCCAUUUCUUUACAACUAAACUGCCAGGUUAAAGCUGUGCACUGAGUGGAUCAGGGUGAAAUUUAACACAGUUGUGAUGGUGUACGUGCUUCCUCUCAAACUCUGUUCAUCACUCUUACCUGUGUUUACCACGCCAUCAGAAAGCCGCCCAAAAUAGGUUGACGGGGAAUUUUUGUGUGUGAAAUGCGAAGUAUUUGACUUAGGUUUGCUGCCUUCCAACCUAAGCAGGGUCCUGUUUUAGCAGUUUGAAAUUGGCUCUUAGUUGCAUGCAGUUGUGGUCCUCAAAAUGUGAGGUGAGCCUCCCUGAGAAGAGAUUUAAGCUAUGUCCUGACCACACCACUUUUUUGUGGGUGCUGACCUUUCCUGCCACCUGAAAAACGAUGCACCGUAGGCCUACACAACAGUUCGUUUUGAGAUCAAGUGGAGACCACUCCACGAUUUUUCACGAGCUUCUCUCUGAAAGCUUUUGAACCAGUUAAUGGGACAAACAUACUACUAUGGUAACAGUUCUUUGGGGGCUAUGCCAAUAUUAGGAUAUGGUUAGCGAACUGUGUGUUGUUUUUUUAAUGCUUUCCCAUGGCAAGAGCUCCUUGUCACAUUGAGAAAAAGGAUUCUAGCCUAGUCUGUUUGCUGAUGUGCUAGUUUUCUAUGUGCAAGGAACCCUUGAGGUGGGAAGAACAUUAAGGCCUCUGAAUACCAGUCACUGGGAAGAGAGUUGUUGUGCUCAGGUUGUGCUUGUGGGUUUCCCAUAGGCACCUGGAUGGCUGCCACGAGAACAAGACGUUGGACUAGAUGGGCCUUUGGCCUAAUCCAUCAGGGCUCUUCUUAAGAUGCUGAUCUUUAGUAUGCUGUUUUCACCUUCACUGCCCUGGGAAGCAUGAUACCAUAUGCUUGGGGGAGGGGAGAGAUUUCUAAUGCAGGACAUUAAAGCCUGCACUCUUUUUGCUUGCAAAGUCCUGGAAGGCUUCCACCAUAUUCCUCCACUCCCCCGGUGUUUCCAUCAGCUCGGAGAAUGAGCACUGUAAGAUUUUAUCAGCCUUAGUUAUACUGGCAGUGGGGCGGGGGCAUAAUUCCAAUUUGUUCAUCGGGAUCUUUGAUUUUUGUAUUAGAUUUUGUCUGAGCAGCUCAUCUUUGGCACAGCUCAAGAACCCCAUGUCCUACAAUACUAACGGCUGUGGAAACAAACUAAUAGCCGGUUGAUGAUUUUGUGACCACCUAAAGUUGUGUGUAUGUGUGUGUGUGUAUAAUGAGCAGGCGGGCCUAAUUGAUAACACAUGUAGUUUUCCAUGACUUCUGUGACCCAGUUGGUAUUUACGUUGCUGGUUGUUGUUAUAGCCUGUGAAAACAGAGGAUUUUGCAGCACUUCUGUACCUAAAAGCUGUUUUGUUUUGUUUUUUUAAUUACAAAAAAAAUCUCCAAUGCUAUAACCCUUAAAAAGCGGACUGAAUCUAACAGCUUGCACAACCCAACCUUAUUGAUUGCAGCCUCCGCAGCCGUCUCCUCCGCAGCUCCACAGUUUCAGACAACUCAGUCUUCCAUCAGUGCUCCUCCAAGACAGCAGCCAGCAGUGACCUUCACAGCAGCAACUAGCCCGGCCAAUCCUGCGAAACUGCGGGGUCAGACCACUGUGCAGGCCUUACAGCUAGGCCAGGCCCAGCCACAGGCCCCCCCGCACACCAUCCAACAGAGUGUGCUGCCUCAGAGGCUGGUAUUGACCUCUCAGGCUCAGGCACGGUUGCCUAGUAAGUGCCCCAACUCCCCACCCCACCCCACCUCCCCUCUACAGGUUUCUCCCACUUUUUUAUUUUUAUUUUGUUUCCAAAGCUUCCCUGAGGUUAAGUUAUUAGGCACCCUAAAAAAAAUGUGUACAGAAUGAUUUUGUUGUGGUGGCUUGUUUUGUGGUUUUUUUGUUUUUGUUUUUUUAAACACAACUCCCCCCCCCCCUCACUCUGAGUAGCCUUGCUCACUGUUUUCCACUGCUUAUAUGACCAUGGAGAAAGGUCCCAAAUUUGGAUAAGAAAAAAAUAUAAUAGAAGGGGGAAAAAAUGCUGUGGACAUAACAUUAGCGGUGUCAACUUAAUCUCUUCAUUUCUGCAUGUUUCCUUCGCUGGCCAGACUUCUUUUGGACCCGGAAACAACUUCUACUCCCCCUGCCUUUUUUCUUUCCUGCACAGCUCUCCUCUUCCUAAUUUGACUCUCUUUUCUUUCUUUUUUUCUUUCUUUUUUUGAAAACACUAACUUCAUCCUGCUAAGAAGGCCUCUCGACUUCCUUGGAGGCGAAAAAUGCAGCUGUUAGGUGGAAUGGGGAGGGGAGGGGAACGGUUCAGAUUGUACGUGCACUGCCUACAAGCAUGUCUAGAGAUUAUUGAGCACUGAUAUACUAAUGUUUUCAUCCCUGGGGGAAUAAACUGCCUUUGCAAAAGUUCAAAGAUCCACGGUGACUCGGAUCCAGAAAUUCAGGUGAAAUUUUUAUUUGGAGCUUUCUCAGUACAUUGAAGCACAGAGCUAUGCUUUCAGAUUUAAAAAAACCUGUUGCGAAUAUUUUUCCAGUUGACCUAAAUUAUUUUAUGAUUGGUGUUAUCAUUACUUUAAAUCUAUUCUGAGACACCCUAAUCACCUGUUUAAAAAACCCCCAACAACCAUAGCUUAACAAUGCAGUUUUUUGAAUUAAGUAGAUCGUGGAACUGACGUGAAACAAACUUGGCACAUUUUGAAAAUGCAUUAUAAAAUGCUUUCAGUGAAAGUUCUACCACAGGCACGAUAAUGAUUUAUUAUUCUUGAUUUGUUACCUUCCUGUUUGUUGCUUUCUAUCAAAAAGGCUUACAGGCAGGGAGUACUGGAAACAAAAUUGUUUCAGCCAAGUCACUAAACACUGUGACAGUCCUGCUGAAAUUCUUGGCGUCCCUUGAAUGCGUUUUGCUUUUGAAAAGGCAGUGGAGUCCCGCUUAAUGACUUUCUACUCUCUGGUUUACAAAGUGUCACAUGAGUUUUUUCAGGUUGCUGUUGUUUCCUGCAAAAAUGGAAGGGUAACUUCUACACACCGCAACCCCCUGCGUUGUUCUACAUUAAAACAAAACAAAAGAAACCUAUUUGUUCACCCCCUGUAUGCAAGCAGUACCUGUGGAACUUUUAUAUGACACUUUCCCCCCUCUGCACUAUGUAUAAUUCUGCAUGGGAGCAGCUUCAGCAUCAGUUUUACUAACUGGAGUGAGGACAAAGACUGUUUGGAAGGCAGCCCCUCCCCUUAAUGUGUGGUUCUGUUCCUCCCCCUCCUCCAGGUGGCGAAGUGGUAAAGAUAGCCCAGUUGGCAUCCAUUGCAGGAGCACAGGGCAGAAUUGCUCAGCCAGAGACUCCUGUGACGCUGCAGUUUCAGGGGAAUAAAUUUACUUUAUCCCACAGUCAGCUUCGCCAGCUCACUGCAGGACAACCUCUGCAGCUGCAAGGUAUUGUACAAACCUAAUUUCAAAAGAGCGCAUCUCUCUCUCCCUUCCCAAAUGCGCACACUCUCAUGCACACAAUAUAUCCACGUUGGGUAUGACGGCUUGCACCAUCUCUGUCCAUUUGCUAUGCCAUCUGGGGCUGUUGGGAAUUGGAGUCCAAGAACUUCUGAAAGAGCCACAGCUUACCUGUCCGUGGGCUAAGAAAAGGAGUUGGAUUUUUUUUCCACGGUUGGGGGGGGGGAGGAGAGAGUCAUGUGGCAUUGUCACUUUUAUUACCUGCAUUUUAAGGAUAACUCAAGAGACGUGGAAGGUUUAGGCUUGCCUGCUUUUGCGAUGCAUGGUGUAAAAAAGAAAACCGGUGGCGGGUUUUUUCCUUGUUAAUUUUUGGAUCAUUUUAUGACCUCUUAUGUUUCAAUUUCUACCAAUGCAGGCAGCGUUCUACAAAUUGUGUCAGCUCCUGGGCAGCAGUACUUGCGGCCUCAGGGCCCGGUAGUCAUGCAGACAGUGUCUCCGGCGGGGACUGUUCAAAACGCUCUGAACGCUUUGGGAAACCAGCAUCCAGCUGGCUUGCCAGCUCCGGCAGUAGCACAGCAAGGUAGGGGCUCUUUCCUGCAUGUCUACCUCUGGGACAUUUUAAGAAGCAGAUUUUUAAAACCAUAUGGGGAUUUUCUGGCCUUCCUAUGUUCCCUCCUCCUCCCCAUCCCAUAAGUAAAUAGGGGAAAUGAUUUCAAUUGGAUGAAGCAGAUGCAGUUACUUCCCCAUCCCUAGACUUGCAUCUGCAGCCUGCAGGGCUCUCAACUGGAGCUGUUUAUCUGCGGCUAGCUUUUUACAUCCCUUACAAGAACUCCUACACCCCAAAAUUCAGGAAACAGUUGAGCCUCUCUCCACCCUUGCCCCUUUCUCCCUCCUUGGUGUCUUCUGCAAGCUGAAUACCACCUCCCCUAGGUAAUCAUUUGCCCCCACCACAGAAGCUGUGUUUGGACAUCGACAUAAACUAUGGUUUAUUCACGACAGGAGUGGUCCCCCAAGGGAUGGUACAAAUAAAAUAAAAUUGCAUGCUAGAAAUGCAGUGGGCUGGCAGAGGAGAAGUAGAGUAUUCUGCACCUCUUACAGCAGCUCGUUUAGUUUCCUACACCAGGUGUGCUGCAGGAGCAGACUUUUUCUUCUCCCCAACACAGCGUCUAAACGAAGUAGGCUAGCUAGCGGUAGAAGAGGCACAGAAUGUCUGUCCUCCCACCUGCCAACCUGCACGGUCUACAAUUCUUUGUCCCCUAUGGCAACCAGGCAUGUGGUUAAAUGCAAGGCUGGCCUUGGGAUUGCCUUGGGUGGGGCGUGGCAUGUUACGGCUUGUAGUAGCUUGAAGUCCUUUGUAAAGAGUGUAUUUGGGAUGUAUAAACACAUGGUUUAUCUUUAAGUGUGUGUUCUAGGUAGAACAAUGGGUGGUACUAAUUUAGCUUCGGGGGACUCGGCGUCAUCUUUAAAACCUGGCCUUAUUCACGGAGGACACUCACAGGUACUCUUACUGAUUUUUUACUGUGUGUGUUCAGUUGUCAAAUGAAUAACUUCCCUUUCAGUUCCUUCGAGGACUGAAAAGUGAAAAUAAAUGAAGUUGCAAUAUUUAGCUCUUUGAUUUUUCCACUUUAUUUUGCUUGUCAACAAAGUUGUAUGUUGUAGCUUCUACUUCCCAAGUGUGGUGUGUGUGUGUGUGGAUAUAGUUACAGAUGCACUCCUGCAGGUGAAUUACUUUUGAUAUAAAUUGGGCUUGUAAAGAAGUGAACCCCACCUUUAAUUAUGUAGAAGCAACUUUUGGCAGAUUGGAGAGGUUAUGAACAUAUUUUAAGUAUGGAGAAGGAAAAAAUGCAGCUUGGCUCACUUUCAAAAAUUAAAUGGUGAAAUUUGAUUUUGAAAGAGGGACAAUGAAAGGUACCCACAGAAAUAUGAAAGGGAAGCUAUGUAUUAAACAAAAAAAUAAUAAAGGAAAAUACCUUCUCUCUGAUUUGGAAGCUGUAUAAUGUUCAGUAUGCAACAAAAUAGAUGAUUGUAACAAGCUGCCUUUUAUACUGUUAGACCAUCUGGCUCAGUAUUGUCUGCUCUGACUGGCAGCAGUUUUCUGGGGUCUCAGGAAGAGUUCUUGGCCCUUCCCUUUUCCCUGAGACCUUUUUUAAAAUGGAAGGUGCUGGGAAACCGAAUCUGGGAGCUUCAGUAUGCUAUGCAUGUACACUGCUACUGAAUUAUGCCCCCACCUGCUAAAUUUAUGCUUAAGACUAAAAUGUGGACUAUAACCUUACAGAAUUUAAUUUAAUACAAGUAGAGCAGAAUGGGGGGAUUUAAUGGAUUAUUCUGGAACAGAAUCUGCAGAGCGCUCCAGUAGCGAUGCUAGCAUAUAGCUGUAUGAAUCAGAAUUGUUUUGUUGGAGGUUGUGCCAAAAAAAAGGGGGGGGGAGAUCCCUUUGCCUUGGGGUACAUAUGCAGUUGCAUUCUUAUGCAUCUUUGCUUGGAAUUAAGACCCAUUGAAUUCAGUAGAACUUUCUCUGGGGCAAGUGAUUUUAGGAUUGUAGUCAAGUAACAGACUUUGAACUCUUUAUAGUUCUGAUUUCAAAGCAUUCUGCCCAUGGUAUACACUUUUUUCUCGUGUUUUUUCCCCACAUUUUUAUUGCAAAGGAGUCGUUUGAGGAAAAAAACAGGAUUCUAAAGGAGCGCCUCGACCGGAUCUUUUCUUGCAAUGAGCGCCGCUGUUCCAGAGCACCAGUGUAUGGCCAGGACCUCAUGAGAAUUUGUUCUCUGGUGGGGGACAGAAAGAUGACCCCUCAGUUUUCCGCUGGAGGCAGCAAAUGGAGCUGGGCUGGUUUUGCAAACUGUCUCCUCUCAUCAAAUCCCUCUUGGGACCACAGUGAUCCACUGCAGGGGAUGACACGGACACUGGAGCAGCAGCAGGACUCUCUGAGGGAUGCUGUUAACAGGUGAUCACUGGAAUGUUUCCCUUGCUCUUGAUCCUAAACAGAAUCUGGAACAGAAGCCUGCCUUCAGCCACCUCUCACGUUCCUCUUCCCCAGCCAUGCCACCCCUUUGAAAGGGACCGGAAUGAGAAUCUAGGCUGCCGGUUCUGUAGUUAACAAGGCCACCAUGUAAUGAUUAAUACAUCCAAAGUACUUAGCCACGUGUCUGCUUUUUGUUUCCCAGGCUGCUCUGUGUGCUGCCAUCUGCAGUGGCUGCUCCUCCAUCUUUGCACAUGGCGAGGCUUCCUCCUUUGUACAGCCAUAGAAUGAAACUACUCAGGCACCGUCUGAAAGAGGCGGCCUCACCUUACUUGAGUCAGCUGCAGCAACUCACCACCCCACAAUUGCUUCAGUUUCCUGAUCUCCGACUUGUUCAGUACGAUGCAGGUAGAGGAGAACCUUUUUGUAUUUUCUUUUCUUUCCCCCCCUUUUUUUUCUUUUCGCUGGAUUGUGUAGAACCUGGAAUCGGGCAAAUGUUCUGUGGGAAGGCUUUACACUUUCUUAUUUUACAAAAUUUAGGCAAGCUGGAAGCCCUGGCGGUCUUGCUUCAGAAGUUGAAGUCGGAAGGACGCCGGGUGCUGAUCUUGUCCCAGAUGAUCCUCAUGCUAGACAUCUUGGAGCUCUUCUUGAAUUUCCAUUUCUUCACCUACGUGAGGAUUGAUGAGUGUGCUAAUCAGGAAGAGCGGCAGGUAAACUUUACUUGGAGCAAUCCCUCCAUCUUAUUCUUUAUACGAGGGGUGGCUAACCUGGUGCCCAACGGAUGCUGCUGGACUCCAACUUCCAGCCAGCACAGUGAAUGGUCAGGGGCAAUGGGAAUUAAGCGGGUUACGUCCAUCCCCACUUGCCCAAGAGAGACAAUGAAUCAUGAGCUUUAGUAUCUAUCCAGCUCCGUGGUAGCUCCUCAUCGGUUUAACGCUUUACCUUGCCCAGUAAAGAGCACUUCACUCCUUCUCUAAAUAGUUUGCUAUCACUUUUUAUUUAUUUCUUGCUUCUGAUUUUCAGUCUCUGUCUUUGUUUGUUGUUCAUUUGUUCUCAAAAGCUAUUUGGUGGUUCUGAGUACUUCAUCACUUUUCCCACAGGGAGGAGGGGAUCCUCGAAUGGUUUGCCCCUCCCACUUGUUCCACUUGGCAGGUCUUAUGUAAAGUGUACUUACUGUACAUCCACAUGGGAGGGAAACUUCUCUUCAGUUCCUUCCUGUUUGGCUCCCUGUGCAGCCCGGGUAGCAGGGAUCUCUGUACGCUCUGUACAUACGUUUUUUAGAUUCUGAACACCACAUCCAAUCAGAUAGGGUGGCCUAGCACUUGAUCCCAUGUGUGACAAAGGUGUCUGCUCUGAGAAUAAGUAAUGUGAUACUUGUCAUCUCAAAGUGAGUGCUAAAUGCCUUAUGGUCUGUGAUGCUUUUCCUCCCCACCCCUCUUUUCUGAUCAAGGAACUGAUGAAGACUUUCAACAGAGACAAGCGCAUCUUCUGUGCAAUUCUUUCUUCACACAGCCGCUCCACGGGUGUCAACCUUGUGGAGGCUGACACCGUUGUGUUUUAUGACAACGAUUUAAAUCCAGUGAUGGAUGCUAAGGCUCAGGAAUGGUGUGACAGAAUUGGCAGAUGCAAAGACAUCCACAUCUACAGGUGAUGCCUGCAAAGUAGCUGUUCUACAAAUAGAAAAUGGUACCUCUAGUGAGAUUGGCAACAGGCAGCCUUGCCCAUAGUAGGCACGACAGAGGCUAUUUGUGCUCCGGAGAUUCCUGAUACCAUAACUUCAUCAUGUCAUCUAAAGAGGGCAGGCGUUGCCCAUAUUUUGUGAUAAUCUUAACAGAUUUGCACACACCAUCACUUGGGAGUUCUAAGGAAGGAAGCAAGCAGUGCAGUUUUGAAAGAUUAGUCUGUCAUAUUGAUUCAAUAUGGCAUCAGUUUGUAUUCAAACAUAGAAGAGAACCUGCUUCUUGAUCCCAAUAAUCAUGAUGCAAAAUUUGGUUGUGAAGGGUGUCCAUAGUGAACAAAGGACUUUUCAAAAUAUGUAGUAGAUAAAUGAUUAUGUCCUAGAGCAGUCAACUUUGCUCUGCUAACAUGCCCAGCAAUAAAACAUUGCCUAAAAACCAUUUUCUGAUCUUGACUACUCAGUAAAUUCAGUCUGUUCUGGCUAUCUCAUUUUGCUCUCAGCUUUAAGGUUUUGGUACAUCUCCUUGGUUUCUUCUCUAGGCUUGUCAGUGGAAAUUCAGUAGAAGAGAAGCUCUUAAAAAAUGGUACGAAGGAUUUGAUCCGAGAAGUAGCAGCUCAGGGAAAUGACUAUUCUAUGGCCUUUUUAACACAGGUAUAUAUUAUUUUUAAUAAGUAUAAUAAUUUUAUCAAGAAACCUUCCUUGUUUCCCCAGAUACUUUAUACCCUUUGUUUCAAAGCAUCGGCUCCUGAGCCUUUAUUGUUGUCUUGAGACACAACUAGCAGGACUUCUAAUUGGCUUUCAUCAUGGAGGUUAUUUAGGAUUGGGCUGCUCCAACUUGGCUUUGAAAGUUGGGAGGACUAUGCAAAUGUAUUUGUGCUUGACCCCUCCCAGUAGGAGGAGCCUCCUAGUCCUGCCAGCUUCAAAGCCACUGGGACUUCAUAGCAGAUUUGGUGGAGAGUGUUGAUCAUGGUGUCUGAAUGGCUACAGCUUUUCUUCUGCUCUCCACCCACAUAGUUUAAUCAUAAGAAAGGAAAUGGAGAAAAAGAUGCACUUAUUCGUUUGACCUCAACGAGGAGAGUUUCUGCUGAUUGUGUCUUUUGUGAAUCCUUUGGAGGAGAAAAAGCUGAGAGUACUUCGCACAGUGCAUCCGUAGCUAGGGUGUCUCGGUGGUGUCAGGUUUCAGACCCAGCCUCUCUGAUACCCUCUGAACUGGUUUCCCAAAUCCUGGCCAGUAGCAGCAUCUGUAUUUUGUUAAUGAAUGAAGAAGGAGUAGGUGUGUCAAUUUUAAUUUCUUUUGGCCUCAAAUCCCUCCCCUUCAAAGAGAACUGUUAAUGGAGUGCUGUGGGAUGAGGAGACAUUCCUUUUGUUCCUCCCUCGGAUAGAAGUCUGGCCCUGAGAUAAGUUAGAAUGGGGGGGGGGGGGACAUAAAUUGACACUUUUCCAGGAGCUUGAUAUGAGACGUAUUUCCCCUCCUUCCACAGCAAACGAUUCAGGAACUCUUUGAGGUUCAUUCUCCAAUGGAGGACUCUGGCUUCCGCGUGAAGGCUGAAGAAUUUGUGAUGCUUACACAGGAGCCCUCCCCGGCUGAAACCAUAUCUCCUAAGGUUGCAAGACCUUUUAUAGAGGUAAUUAAGCACAAAUAAUUUGAACAGAAAUAAAAGAGGAUAUAGAACUGUGUGGCAGAACUGUUUUGAUUGCCUUUUGGGACUUUCCAAGUGCUCCCUUCAGAAUAAUCAUGUCGUCUUCUUUUUUUAAUCUUCUGAAUCAUUUCUUUUAAAGGUUUCUUGAAAGCUUAUAAACUAUUCAUGUAGGUAAUACACUACUUCCCCUGAGAGCUAUUUAAGCCUUUUAAUAAUACAUGCAAUCUCUCCUCCUCUUUCUCUGGGUGCAGUAUUUCAGCACGUUUAGGAGAUGAAUAGGGUGAAGUAUCUGCAUGAUGCAAAUGUUUACUGGUUCUGCAUUACUGGUUCAACAUUAAGGUUGCCUGCAACUAUUCUGACAGAAACCUAACAUGGGAUGUACUGGUUAAACCACAGGUGGGCUGUCUGCAACUUGGCUGUAUUUCAUGCAGCCUCCUACACCUCUUGAAGCUGCCGCAUUCUUCCAUCCCAUCAGAGUUCCUCCCUCCCUUGAUUUUCCUUGCCUCUUUGAUGUCUCCCCCUUAUAUAGUUUGAGAACAACUGAAUGCCAUACUAUUUUAUUAAAUAAAAGCAUACAGCCAUUGAUAACCGCUACCAUCAGCAUUUAGCUGUUGAUCUCCUUCUAUACAAUCGUCUUAAGGCAACGUAUAAUAACAACUGCAGGAACCAGUUGAAAGCUUAGAGGCAGCAGAUGCAUUUAAGAUAAAACUAAAACCCUAUGGAAUAGAUACUCACAGUAAGGAUUCAUUUAUCCAGCUGGGAAAGCCUGUGGGAACAAAAAUGUCUUCCAGUUGUUUCCAGAAAGCUCAGAUAGUGGGUGCCUGUCAUAUCUUGAUAUGGAUUCUAUUUCACAGAUCAAGGGCAGCAGCAACACUAAAAACCCUGCUUUAGUUACUGCAAAGUGCGCUUCUGAUAUUUUUCUACUUGCGUUUUGGGGUUUUUAUAAAUGAGAUUUUUUUUUAACGGGGCUUAGUUUUGAGUAGACCUGCAUUGUAUUAGGGGUCUGAGAGAGCCACGGUGAAGACUGAAAUGGAUUAUCCUGGAUUAAUUGGUCCAACUCUCAAGGGGAAUGCAGCCCUUGGCUCAGGUGGAGUUGGGGAGGUUGUAUGCCCUUUAAUCAAAGCAUCACAUUUUCCCCAAAUUCCUAGUUAUUACUGCAAAAUCUAGAAGGCCCUUUCCAUGCAAUAUGCUAAGAAUACUUCCAAAACAAGUGCCCUGCACAUAUCUACCUUGAGAGUCCAUGUGGCACAGUGGUUAAGUGUUAGACCAGAAUGUUGGAGACUUGGGUUCAGAUUCUUCCUGAGCCUUGAGACUUGCUAAGUGACACUGGACCAGUCAGUCUCUCUCACCCCACCUAUCUCACAGGUAAAGUGAGUAUGAGAUUUCCAUUGCUCCGAGUGCCAGGCUGAACAAUCUCUUACAGCUUCCUUACCUAUGAAUAGCAGUAGAAAUUGCCUUAAUUUGCUCAGUUUAUUUAACUGAUAAAAAAUUGGUUUUCUUAUCAUAAUAACUUUUUAAAAAAUGUGAUGGAUGUGCCGCUGCAUUUAUACAAAAAAACACCUUUUGUGUGUUUUAAAAAGGCUCUCAAAAGUACAGAGCGAGAAGAGGAGGAGGAGUUGAACACAUGCAUUCAGGUCUCAAAGACUGAAUCAGCUUUGGAACCUCUCAUUUCUGAAAUCGGCAAGUCCCAGUAUCUUGAUGAGCCUUCUCAGCUGCAGGAGUUGGUUGCUGUUGUGGAUCAGGUACACUUGCUUUACAUUAACAGUUGAAGGUAUCUUUAGAGCAUUGCAAACCAACCUUCCACAAUGUGGCGCUUCCCAGGUAUAGUUCAUUCCCAGCUCCCAUCAGCCCCUGCCAGCAUGGCCAGUGGUCAAGUGUGGUGGGAUCCAACAGCAUCUAGAGGGUACUAGGUUGGGGAAGGCUUGUUGUUGUUUUGUUGUUUAGUCGUUUCCGACUCUUCGUGACCCCGUGGACCAGACCACGUCAGGAUAAGGCUAGUGUAGAUGAAAUCAGUUAGAUUGAUCAAUAACUUUGACUGUGUAUGCAGUAUCUUUCUGUGGAAAAUGCCAGCUGUACCUAAGUUGUCUGAAUCGCUUUGGAACUUAUUAUUAUGGCUGUUAGUUAAUUCAGGGAAAUGACAGCUAAUUUGAUGAAUCAUUUUCCAAAUGAGCAGAAGCAACUGUUUUGAAGCAGGAAGCACACUUUUGUUUGUGAGAUACACAUUUGUCUCUAAUUCCAGUGUGGUGUAGUGGUUAAGAGCGGUAGACUCGUAAUCUGGGGAACCGGGUUCAUGUCUCCGCUCCUCCACAUGCAGCUGCUGGGUGACCUUGGGCCAGUCACACUUCUCUGAAGUCUCUCAGCCCCACUCACCUCACAGAGUGUUUGUUGUGGGGGAGGAAGGGAAAGAAGAAUGUUAGCCGCUUUGAGACUCCUUCGGGUAGUGAUAAAGCAGGAUAUCAAAUCCAAACUCUUCUUCUAAAAACAAAAACAAUCUUAGAAAAGCCUUCUGCCCUUGACAAGAGAGAAGGAGGAGAGGUUCAUUUUCUAAGAUGAUUCUUGCCAUGUUCUUUUUUUCUUUUUUUUAACAAACACAUCCGUUAAAAAUAAUGCACUUAAAUCUGUUGGCUGGUUAAUUGGACGUGCUUAUUGUGUUUAUGGUUUGGUAGUCCCUGGAAGAAGCAUUGACGUACUCUUUGUCGGAUAAUUACUUCUUUGUAUCUUCUCUCAGCUCACCCCAAUUGAAAAGUACGCUUUGAAUUACCUAGAGCUCUUCCAUGUUUCCACUGAUGAUAGCGAACUGAAGGAAAAUGAGGUAUGGCAUGUAUAUGCAGUCACUUCUACAGCAGUAACCUUUUGGGGGGUUGGGGGUGCAUGCCCUUGGUGUGUGUGGCCAGACAUACCGCGCUCCCCAUCCAGGCAAGCAAGAGGUCUUACCCCAGUUCAAAGACACAUUACAGCCUGGUAAGAGGACGGCCACUGAGGGAUCUGGCCUGAGCAGAUUCCUAAGGGCACAUAAAGUACUGUGGGAGGCCUUCUUCUGCUCUUACAGUAUUAUGCAGCAAAGUAUCUUUAAGGACUUCAUGUGAACGAAAGCAAAAACUACAGAAGAUGCUUAGAAGACCCAGGAUUUUUUUUUUUAAAAAAAGACAUGGGAGAGUGACAUUUUUAUUUCUGUAGCCCAUGAAAGCUUAUGCCAUGGUACAUCUUGUGGCACCUAAAUAUGCACACACACAUACUGUAUAUAAAUAUAAUAGUUAUUUCCACCCUGGAAAUCAUUGCCUCUGAAAUAAUUAGCUCAGGGGUGGGCAAACUUGUGGGAUCUACUUUGUUGGGUUUUUGAGGUCCAGCACCGAGGGCCUUCUGGCGGUUCCCUCAUUGUGAGAAGCAAAGCUACAGGGAACCAGGCAGAGGGUCUUCUUGGUGGUGGCGCCCACCCUGUGGAACACCCUCCCAUCAGAUAUCAAAGAGAUAAACAGCUACCUGACAUUCAGAAGACACCUGUUCAGGGAAGUUUUUAAUGUGUGACAUCUUAGUGUAUUUUUGUUCUUUGUUGGAAGCCGCCCAGAGUGGCUGGGGAAAACCAGCCAGAUGGGCGGGGUACAUAUAAUAAAUUAUUAUUAUUGUUGUUGUUGUUGUUGUAGCAGAACCUGGAUAUCCUCCAACUGGCUCUUGGUGUAACAGCUGUGCACUUAGAAUUAAAGGAUUCUGAGCCCACAAGAUUGUUUCGAAUACCAGAACGGAGCUCUCGGUCUUUCCACGCAAAAAUCCCCUCCUAAUUACUUCAGCCUAGUAUAAUUUAGAUUGCAGGGAGGUCAUUUUGUUGCUGCUAUUGUUAAAUAGUAUUUGGGGUCAGAGAUCCUUAUCGGUCUACUGCAAGUAACCCAGAAAUUUAUACCUCCUGCUGAUUCCUGAGUUAGUUUUGUAAUUGAUCUUAAUACAUUACAUUUUUCUUUUAAAUAUAUAAAAAUAUAUAUCUUACCUAGAUGGAAGUAAGAACUGCCAAAAAGGUGUGGGAAAAUCAUCACCUGAAGUCGCUGAAAGAACAAGAGGAGAAAAUGCUUUUGGAUGGGGAAGAGGAGGAACUGCUCACCUACACUCGGGAAGAUGCAUAUAACAAAGUAAUUUACCUGCCAGCUUUUAUGCACUUCUUAAAACAUUUGAGGGAAACCUGCAGGAAAACAACACUUAUGUCCCUUCAUCUGCAAUGGAUUGCCAACCUAGCUCUCCUCUAGGAUACUAGAAGCUAUAAGAACCUAGCUCUCCUCUAGGAUACUAGAAGCAGGGCAGGCCAUCUCUUCCACUCCAGAGUUUUUCCAUUUUUCUAAUAUUUCAUUGGGUACUGGUCCUUAGUUUUCAUUGGGCUUUUUUAAUUUAAGGGGGGUGCAUUACCUCCCCUUAGCUUUUUCUUUUUUUAAAAAGGUUGUAUCCACUGUUAAUCCUAGAUGCAUUGAAAUUAAUGGACCAAAGGUAGAGACAUAAUUUCAUUUAGUAUACUCUUAAGUAGGACCACCACGGAGAUAAAACCCACAAUGAAUUGUGCUUCUCAUAGAUUCUUGGAAGAAGUUGGAAGGCAUUCCAAGGGUCGUCUAGUCCAACUCCCUGCAAUGCAGGAAUCUCUACUAAAUCAUACAUGACAGGUGGCCACCCAAACUCUGCUUAAAAACCUCCAGGAAGGAGAGCACACCACCCUUUGUGGAAGUCUCUUUCACUGUUGAACAGCUCUUACUAUCAGAAAGUCCUUCCUGAUGUUUAGUCAGAAUCUCCUUUCUUGUAAUUUGAAUCCAUUGGUUCGGGUCCUAGCCUCUGGAGCAGGAAUAAACAAGCUUGCUCCAUCCUCCAUGUUACAGCCCUUUAGAUAUUUGAAGACAGCUAUUUUGUCCUCUGGUUUCAUCAGAACUAAGUGUGUCUCUCUUCCCCCCGCUCCCUGCUCCAGGAAUAUAUUUAUGAAGGCCCAGAUGGACAAACUGAAAUAAUGCCGGUAAGUCUGUAUUGAUUUUAUUACCUCUUCAGCGUGGGGGUGGAUGUGGGGCGGAGGCGAGGAAAACGCAUACACACACGCUGUAUGCAGAGGGGCAGUAUGCUCUUGAGUACCAGUUCCUGGAAACUGCAGGAGGAGAGAUUGCUGUUGCACUCAUGGUCCUGCUUGCAGGCUUCCCACAGGUAGCUUGUUGGCCACUAUGAGAACAGGAUGCUGGACUAGAUGGGCCAUUGGCCUGAUCCAGCAGGGCCUUCUUAUGUUAGUGCAUUCACACCUCUGCUUACAUAUCCCUCUGGUUACGUAAACUUCGGGAUGCGAACACGGCAAACCUGGAAGUAUUUUUCCUGGAAGGUUUCCCCAUGCGUGCAUGUGCAGAAGCUCUAAACCGUGCCACGCGUGCAUGCACAGAAGCGAUAAACUGUGCCAUGCGCAUGUGUCCUCCGGGUUGCAAAAACCUCGGGAUGCGGCCGGACCUCUGGAACGGAUCCCGUUUGCAACUGGAGGUACCCCGUACACACUCUUUCUCUUUCUCUUCCACACGCACGCACACCCUCUGCUUAUCCAAGAACACAAAGCGAGGUAACUCUUCUAAUGCUUUGUACAGCUCUGGACUCCCCCAACGCCACCUCAGGAUGACAACGACAUCUAUAUCGACUCCGUCAUGUGCCUGAUGUAUGAGAGCACCCCGAUCCCAGAGUCCAAACUGCCCCCCGUGUAUGUCAGGAAGGAGCGUAAGCGCCACAAAACGGAUCCAUCCGGUAAACAUCGGGUUUUUAUGUAGGAUAUACAUUGUCAGACACCUCCCGGCGUUGCUUCUGUGGGUGUGGAACUCCUUUGUUGCAGGAAGCCCAAGCUGAGAAAGUUGCUGUUAUGUCAUAGGCUUUCCAAAGAUUAUUUUAAACAUUGAGAAACCGGCUGGGAAGUGGGGUUGUGCUGUUGUGAGGCCCAGCAGGAGGGGGCUCCUCAGGCAAUUAGGUUGUGGGAGGGUGCUGGUGGUCAGUCCGAGGCAAGAGGCAGGCAUGGAUCAAAUUCUGAACAUUCCAGGAUAGGCAAGAGAUAAAAUCAGAGCAUGUGGUUUUCAGAAAUUCCCGGUUCAACCUGUGGCAUCUCCAGUUUGUUUGUUUUCUUUAAAAUAAGGUAUGAAGUAGCUGAUGAUGCAGAAGACCUCUCUCUGCGUAAGACGCUGAAGAGCUGCUGCCAGUCAGCAGACCAGGGAUAGCCAGUGUGGUACUCUCUGGAUAUUUGUUGGACUACAUCUCCCAUCAUCCCUGACCAUAGGCUGUGCUGGCUGAGUCUGAUGGGAACAACAUCUGGAGCGCACCACAUUGGCUACCCCUGCAGUAGACAACCUUGGGCUGGGUGGACAAACAGUUUGACCUCACACAAGUUUCUUACCCAGAAGUCUCAGGGCCAGAGGCAGGGAGUGUAAACCAAGGCAGACAGGAGGUGGUGUUACAAAACCAGCAGUAUAAGGGGAUGGAGAAGGAGAGGUUAGGUUUUCUGAAAUGAACAGGUGGCUCAGGUUGAGGAGUCUGUGGCCCUCCAGAUGUUUGUGACCUUCAGCUCCUGUCAGCCCCAGACAGCAUAGCCCAGUGGUCAGAGAUCAUGGGAAAUGAAGUUCAACCUGAAGAGCCCCAGGUUCUCUGGGCUUGAGCUUUUGCGGGGGAUGUUCAAGGAUUGACUGUUAUGGUCAGCUGACAAAGUGCUCAGGCAGGUGAUGACACUUCUGGUACUGCAGCCUAGGGGCACCUACGAAGCACAGAGCUCAGUCUGCCAGGUUUGUGGAUGAUAUAGCACAUGGGUGGCAGAGGUGCUAAAGCAUUAGCGCCUACUGGCUGGUUGCAGUGGCACAAGUGCUCUUUUUGCUCCUCAUUUGUCUUAUGGCUGUGGGUCUCCCCCUGCCCUCCACAUUGCUACAACUAGUACCUGCCCAGAUCACUAAAUUUAUGACGGUGUUAGGGAUUUGGGUUUUUUUUUAAUUAUUCCCCAGCAAACAGCUCAAAACCUCCCUGAUCUGCCAGAGUACCAUAGGCGUUGUGGUGGAUCAAAGCUUAUUACGCCUGUGGCCUUUGAGGGCUUUGGAAACUCUUCCAUAAUUUUUAACAUCCUUGCGUAGUUUGUAUGUUCAUUGCCCCUUCCCCCUCCCCGCCACCAACUGCUUCACUGAGCCCAGCAUCCCUCUUCCCAGCUGCAGGAAGGAAGAAGAAGCAGCGCCACGGGGAGACGGUUAUCCCUCCCCGGUCACUCUUUGACCGAGCCACUCUGGGGAUGCUAAAAAUGAAGCGGGAAGGCAAAGAGCAGAAGAAGAACAUCCUUCUGAAGCAGCAGACCCAGUUUGCAAAGCCGCUCCCGACUCUUGUGAAGCCGGCUGCAGAGGCGGGCCAAGACAAUCCUGAGUGGCUCAUCAGCGAGGACUGGGCGCUCCUCCAGGUGAGAUGGCGUCUGCAACACUGGGUUCACUGCAGAUGCAAGAAGUCUUUGGGUUACACUCACCUCUGGCUGUACUCCGAAUAGACCCAUAGAAACUGAUGGGCAUAGCCAACGUAGGCCCGUUGAUUAUCAGUGAGUGCUUUGAGUAGAAUUUAGUUGGCUAGAACUCCAUUGCUGAAUAGCUAAAUGUGUGUUUCUCCCAGUUUGUCGCCAUCUGGCGGUCCUGGGUGCUUGAUGCUUUCCCACUCCAUCCACUAGGUGCCAGGUACGUUCCAAGAAAGACUUGGCUCACUUCCAAGUCCUUCAUCUGCCUCUGCAGCGUACAGACAUAAGGUCUGGCGGGGUGUGUGUGCGCUGCUUAUUUAUUGAGUGCCCUGUGCCCCCUCCCAAUAAGAGUAUUCCCAGGGUGGUAGACAUUGCUACAUGAAGUCAUUUAAAAGGCAAAGACAACAGAAUAAACCACUGCAAGAACAGGUGGAUUUGGUUGCAGCAUAAACCAGCCUCCUCAGAAGUUUUAAAAGCCUUUUAAAAUAGUAAUUUAAAAAGUGCAACACUUUCAUUUUAUUGCCUUUCUUGGAAUGUCUAAAACUACAACCGUUAGCCACUAUUUUUCUUUAUUUUCUGUGCAGCUACUAAGCUCUGUAUUCCUUGUAUGGGUAUGUUUCUUACUUGAAAUUAAAAAUGAGUUUAAAAGCUUAAAAGUAAUAAUUUGUUGAGUGGGAUGCCAGGUAACCCUCCCAGGUGGGGGUAUUCCAUAGGCAGAGCUCCCCCUCUUACCCCGCCUCCCAGAGACACUAAGAGGGGUGUGUGUCCAAAGAUGACCUUAUAUUGUAUAGGUUGAUUCAUCUGGCAUGUGUUGUGCCUUUUGGGAUCCCGCUUGGUGGACAUAAUGGCCAACAAGUAUCAAGCCAGUUUUGCUUCAGUCACAAUGAUGACCUAAACCUGUAAAGUAAACGGAAAUACACUUGCUAAUUUUGGAGAAAGUUAAGGAGACACCAGUGGGGUGUUGAGUAAACCUACCCCAAUGCCCCCAGUUAAUAUGGAGGAGUCAAGUUUUCGCAGUUGUGUUGGCUUUGUUUUGCAAAACUGCAGCCCCACUCUGCAUACCCCAUUCCUUCAUGUAUAUAGUCCUCACUCUCCACAAUGGCUAUCUUCUGCUUCCGCUGUCAGAGGCAGUGCGCCUCUGAUUAUCAUUUGCUAGGGGGGGGGGUCAAAGGAGAAUGCUGUUGUGCUCAUGCUCUGCUUGCAGGCUUCCCAUGGGCGCAGAAUAGGAUGCUGGACUUGAUCAGUUUUGUGCUGAUAAAGUGCGAUAAAAUAGUGAGUUCAGCUUCAUGUGCAACAUACUAACCUGUAACAUAUUUUAUUAAGCAAGUGGGACCCGCAACAAAGUCUUGCAGUGUGGGGUGCUCUUGUUCAAGUACCCCAGAAAGCAGCUCUGUCUCUUUGGUUACUUCAUUCCAUUCCCCUUCUCCCGUCCUGUUUUCUGGGUCCUCCACUCCAACAGAUACUCCACGUUCUGUGGCCACUGACCAUGUGUAGUCCUGUUUUGUCUCUCACACACCUCAGGUUUGCGGUUUUUUUCUGUUGUACUGCUGCAAACCUUGUGUUCCUCCCAAGUGCCUCCUCUUCGGGAACCAGAACUGGACCACCCACACAUCAGAAUCAGCACUCACUCCCCAGAUAUCACUAGUGAAGAGGAUAGCAAUAGAGUCUUACUUCCUGUCUGUCCUCCCCCUUCUUUGCAGGCGGUCAAACAGUUGCUGGAGCUGCCUCUCAACCUCGCAGUCGUGUCCCCAGCUCACACGCCCAACUGGGAUCUGGUCAGCGAUGUAGUGAACUCCUGCAGCCGAGUUUACCGCUCCCCGAAACAGUGUCGCAACCGCUACGAAAACGUCGUCAUUCCAAGAGAAGAAGGGAAGGUGGGUGUAAGCCGAAGUAGGCAACUUUCUUGCACACGCUUUAGGGAGUCAGAAGCAUAAGCAAAUCCUUAUGAAAUUUGUAAAGAGAGGACCCGUACCUGUGAUACUUUUCUCUUUUGGAUCAUUUUACGUGGCACUCUUUUUCCUCCCUUUUUUUUGUAUUUGGAAAUAAAAUAAAAUUCGGCAAUGUGCUAUAGAGUUCUUGCAACAGCCCUGUGAGUUAGGCCAGCAUUUUGCCCGUUUUACCAAUGGGGAGUUGAGACUGAGACAUAGUGGCUUGUCCAAGGCCUCCCGGCAUGCGUUCCCCCUCCCCCUCUUUUUUUUUGGGUUGAUCAGGGUACUGACCUCUGAUCUCCUGGGCCUUAAGCCUCACCCUCUGUCCACUUGUACCACACUGGCUCUUAUAGAGACUUUCUAUUUAUGUCACUAAUCUAAAUCCAAACCCAUCACAGAAAGUCAAACUUUGCUUCUUAUUUUACAGCUUAUGUAUGAAGCGAACCCUAAGAAGAAGACAAAAAGCAUUUAUAAGGUGUGCACUUACAAAUUGUUGUUCCAAUUCAGACAGUCUGGUAUCUUAAGCAUCAGCAGAGGUGGACACAAGAUGAAGUAGGAGAUCCAUAUUUGAGUCCUGAUUUGAACGCUCAAUCAGCCAUUUAAAGCCUUCCCAUCUAUUUCGCGUUGACGCAAUAGAUUGUGGCGCCAGGCGACCUUUGUCUCAAAGAUGUGAUUUGAAGAGUGAUUUCUCACACUUUAGCCAGCUUGAAUUAAAAAAUAAAAAGUGUUUUGUCCACCUCCCAGAAAUGCCACCUCAUUCCGCAUGAUUAUUAUAAUUAGUACCUUUUUUUUUUGAAAAAAAAUGUUUUGUUACUAGCUUUUUUUUACUUUUCAUUUUGAAAUCUGAUUGCUUUGCAGACAUUUAAUGAAUUAAUCCCUGCAACGCCCCAUCAGGUAAUGUAUCACCCCCAACUUAACAGCUGCAGAAGCGUAGUUGUAAAUUAGUUGUAGUAGGGUUAGAGGUGAUAGCAGGAAAUAUAAACAGCUUUCCGGAAACCAGACCGCAAAGGGGCAAAGUUGGGUGCCAUGGAGAAAGAGCUUUUGGCCUCAAGUUACAGUUCCUGCUAAACUUCUUCUUCUGACCAAGAUAAUCAAAUUUAGGGAAAUAUUUGGGAUGUUGCCGAUUAACAUGGCAUUUGUCGGGAGACCAGUAUUACAGUGAGUGUGUGAGAGAAUGCACAUGUGCAUAUUUUUAUGUGCACCUGGUGAAGGAGUACCUGAGGAAGUAGCAUCACUGAAGACAAGCGGGUGUGCACCUGAUCAGUGGCUCAGCUACUUCAGACUUCUGAAGUCCCCCAUGCAUGCUGCUCUGUGCUUUCCACAGAAGAGCAGGGUUAAGUAAGUACAGGAAGCAAAUUAGUGCUAGCAAGUCCAUCUGACAGUGUGUGGCCGAUAUGGUCUGAUGUGACAGUAUGGCUGGUUAGGCAGAAUAACUGCCCUAAGCUCUCUGGCCCACUCACUUGACUGCUCUGACGUCUUAGGAGCCCAGGGUAGGUGAGCUCCGGGGCGGGGUGGGGGGACCAAAAUGGGGAACGAGCCAUUUUGUAAAAACAAAACAAAACAAAACCCGGCGCCAAAACAAAACCUUUGGCACUUAAUCAAAGAAAGGGAGUUGUGGGGUACCCAGCCAAGCUGCUUCUCAGUGGUGCAAUUUGACUGGUUCAGGCCAGGUUCCCUGUUUCUGGUCCCAGUCAGCCCAGAGUUCCUACCUGCCCCAUGGAAUAGGGGGGUCAAUAAUGAGAAUUAUUCAGCUGCUCAGCCUUAAUCUUCUGGCAAGUGGGAGAGGCUUGUGGGAUUGGGGAAGAGUGAGGGUGGGCUGGAGAAGAGGCAAAGAGGAGAGUAAUAAGAAAGGGGGUGGAGAUGAGACAGAAUUGUUUUGGAGUGUGGGGAUAAGAAGUCAGUUGUUUCAGGUUUGUGUACACUUCAGAAAUACUACCCACCAGGACCUCCCAAGUGUUCCUAAUUCUCCAGUCUCCAUUUUCAUGAUUAUAUAAAAUGGGAAAUUAAUCUGGUAUUAUUUUUCUUUCCCUACAUUUCUGACACUUGAAUCGGCAGCUUACAAACUUGGUACCGAUGCAAUAUUUGGCAUAACCUAUUAGCCAUGGUUAUAAGAGGGAAAGCAAGCCACAUAUCCCCCUUUGCCUCCUGCCCAUCUCUUACACAUGCUCUCUCUUCCUUUUCUGUUUCACGGCUGUUUAUAGAGCAGGUUUAUUUAACCAGAGUUUGCAAGCCUCCUUCAAUCUCUGUAUACAAAGCUAGCUUGAAGCCAGCCAUGUUGAGCAAUAAUACAGAUAUUCAUUUGUUCAUUCAUUGAAUACAUCUGUACAGUGCCCUUAAUUCAGUAGAUUCCCAAUAAAUCCAGGAACCAUCUACCCACACCGUGUUUAGCUCUGAAAAGCAAAGGAAGAGGGACAAACGUGAGAAAUGGAACAUUCAGAUUCAUGGAUCACCCUGCUAUUGGGAUUAAGCUCUAGUAGUUUAUAAUCGUAGUUUGUGCUUUACUUGUUUCUUAGUAUUUGUAUACUUAGUAUACAGUAAGCCUGCAACUUAUGCAUUUAACUUGUGUGCAUUCAACUUCAUGUGCUUGGCAAAAAUAGCAAAUUAAAAGGGGGGCAGAAAGGGAGUGAAUGUCGGGGGGGGGGGGGAGACUUUGGCAGUCCCACCUGUCAUUGAAUCAAAUGCGAUUUUGGCUUUAGGCGCAGUCCCUGGAACAGAAGCCCUACAUAAGUUGCAAGUUUACUGUACCAGAUCUCUUACGUAGGCAGAAACAUUACAGAGUCUUGUAUUGCGCCUUGUAAAACUUUGUUGUUGUUUGUUCAUAUUUAGACAAAGAAUAGCCGACCACUUCGAACAAACCAGCUCUAUGCCCAAGAUGAGGGCUCCACGCACACCCAGCUUUACACUAAUCAUUUUGAGAUUAUGAAAAUCAUUGCUGGGAAGAGAAGCCCACCGAUCAAACCCUUGUAAGUUCAUAGGGAAGACGCUCCUCUUGCAGCCACUGCAGUAAAACUAUUCUAUACAAAAGCCAUUUGCUAUGCAAGUCCAUUGCAACAAAAACAACAGAGGCUUGUGACAUUUGCAAGUAGCUUUUUAUGGCAUAGCCUUUUUGUGGACCCUUGUCCAGUUCAUCAGGUGCAUGAAGUGCUAUCCUUGAGUUAACAGGUCUUGAAUCGGGUGGAUGUGACUUAAUAGCAAUGACAUGAGAAAAAAACUUCAUCCAGUGAUUAUUCCAUAUUUAAUUUGGUUAGUUCAGAAGACAGCUGUUGAUAGCACAAACGUUGUGGCAUUGGGUAGCCAAUUAACACAUGUAAUUGACAAAAAUCCCAUGUGUUUUCAUAUUGUCUCCAAUGGCAGUUCUUCAUAUACAGUGUAUUGAUUGUAAACAGAAUAGAAAUCUGAAGUCCACUAUAUAAUUCUUCCUUGGGGUUCUUUGCCAAAUGCAAAUAUGUUGUGUUUUCUUAAGGUCAAAAAGUGUUCUGGUGGAUCUGUCAGUGCAUGUGUUGGUGCCGUGACUUUAGAAUAUACAGCACUGCUCCUCUCUUCAGGAGUAUUAUUUCUCCCCUCCCCUCCUCGGCCACCUUUAAAUAAAGGGGCAUUUUGGAAAUGUGUUUCUUUGACAACAAAUGUCCUCUUGGGUUGUAUUUCAGACUUGGUAUGAACCCUUUCCAGAAGAAUCCAAAACACACUUCAGUACUUGCAGAAAGGUAAGAAGCUUCAGGUAGGAGGGAGGGGUGUGACAGGGCAAGAUUAGCACCCCCCCCUUCUUUCUCCAAGCCCUUUAAGCAAAGAACAGGGAAAGGAUGGAGUUGAUCAAGGGUCAGCAAACUUUUUCAGCAGGGGGCCGGUCCACUGUCCCUCAGACCUUGUGGGGGGCCGGACUAUAUUUUGAAAAAAAUAAAUAAAUAAAGAACAAAUUCCUUUGCCCCACAAAUAACCCAGAGAUGCAUUUUAAAUAAAAGCACACAUUCUACUCAUGCAAAAACACCAGGCAGGCCCCACAAAUCACCAAGUGAUUCAUUUUAAAUAAAAGAACACAUUCUGCUCAUGUAAAAACACGCUGAUUCCCGGACCGUCCGCGGGCCGAAUUUAGAAGGCGAUUGGGCUGGAUCCGGCCCCCAGACCUUAGUUUGCCUACCCAUGGAGUUGAUCUUUUUAGCAGAGACACACACAUACACAGAGAGAUGCUCUGCAUUGGGUGCAAUCCAGCUAAAGCGAAAUGCUUCUAAGUCCUUGUUGAUAUUGCUGGAAGUGAUUUUAAGCAUGUGCUCAACUCUUCCAUCAAAAUCAGUAGGCCUUAAUAAAAGCUCUGGACUUUUGACCAAAUGGUGCCCCAGUUCAUCCCCCUUCAUAAUUUCUAAUUUAGUUCGUUCCUCUUCAUUCCCAGCGGCAUCAACUACGACAAGCCACUUCCUCCCAUUCAAGUUGCAUCUCUCCGAGCAGAGCGUAUCGCAAAGGAGAAGAAGGUACGUUGUGAAGGAGAUUCCAGUUCCUGCGCCGAAACAGUGAGUCGGGGGAUGUUGUUUGGUGAUAGCUCCAGUCUCACUCCUCCCCCUCCAUAGUGGGGAUGAACUAAUGUAUAUGGUAUGCUGCAGCUAUUUGAAAUAUGUGAUAUAAAGGCUUUGUAUUGACACUGUAGGGGCUUUAUUCACAGUCUAAUCUGGACUUAGUUCAUUUAUGAAAUUUGUUGUUUUACCAGCACGGCUGGUCUCUCAUUGUGUUAACCAGUUCGGUUUUUUUAGGGCAUGUUCUCACGUUCAUUUUGCCAGUGCGGCUGGGGCAGUAAUAUUGAAACUUGGGAAUAGCGUCAUGGGUGUAUCUUUCAUUCAUCAUGUGAUAAGUGUCUCCCAUGCUUCUUAUUUUGUUUAGAAACAGAAGCUGAAGUCGGGUGGUGGUGGGAGGGUAUGAUUCAGACUGGGACAGCAGUGCAUGGGAUUGAUCUUGUCUCCCUGCACCAUUAUUUAUUUAAAUAUUUGGAAACCACACUUCCGUACAUAAUAAUCAAAGGUGCCAUACAGGCUAAAGACACAGCAUUGCAAUAAAAAUGCCAGACAGAUCAGUAAGAGCGGGUUGGCACAGAAUAUGAGAUUUAAAAGCAUGUGGGGGGCAGGCUUUAUGUUGGGGGGGGCAGAACUGAGUUAUCUGUGAAAUGAUUGGUCAAUUAAGUAUUUUUUAUUAUUUUCUUAAUGGGAGGGGCAGCUGCACCCCCUGGCUACGCCCAUGUUUGAAAGGCCCGUCUGAAUAAUACAGUUUUUAGAAGACAUCAGAAAAAUGAACAGGGAUGUCUCCUGCCAAACUUCUAUUGGCAAGGAGUUCCACAGGGCAAAACGUGCCACACCAAAGACUCGGUCCCUGAUUAGGGCAAGCUGAACCUCAGGGGCAUGUGAAACAAACCAAAGUGUCCCAGGCCUCAGUGGCCAAGGUGGGCCGGAAGGAAUUCCUUGCUGUAAAUCCCCCAAAUCUCAGCUAUUUACCCCUCAAGUAAAUUCGUAUUUUGGGGCAGGUCGGAGGAAAAGAUUAUUGGGAAAUGGCACGUGGAAUUUUUCUGUACCACAGUCCCAACCUGGAUUGGGGGUUUCUCUGUUGAUUCCAAGGACAGGAGAGACUAUCCUGUGAUGAACCUGUUGCUCGUUUGGGGCCACUGGCGCUGCUGUAUAUAAUGGGGUGGAAGAGGCAUCUGAACAGCUAUUCCCAAGUCUUUAUAUAUUUUUCUCCCCCUGCCCCCCACCUACAUUGGGAAAGGUAAUAUGAAGAUCUGCCCUAAAGAACUGACACAAAAUGAAGGGACUGGACCUUGUAUAUAAAGUUGUCAAGUCUAGGCAAAUUCAACAUAUCCACCUGUUCCCAGCCAAUUGAAGAGAGGAGCGUGAGAAUGGCUCGCCUUGUUUGGGAUGCUUUUAUCCGCCCUUUGAACAGGAACCAACCGCUUUUUCUCCUUCCUUAUUUCCCAGGCUCUGGCUGAGCAGCAACGGGCCCAGCAGCAAGCUGGACCUCAGCAGCAACAGCAGGCCGGCCAGCAACAAACACAGCAAGCGGCAGUACAGCAAGCCCAGCCUCAGCCCCAGGCUCAAGCCCAGGUAGUCCAGCAGCCCCAGGCUGUGGUGCAGACGGCUGUUACCACUGUGGCAAACACUGCAGUGCUGGUAAGACACUCUCGAGGGGUUGCAAAUAGCCACUGGCCCAGAUGCCUGUGGGGAGUGGAGAGCGUGUCUGGACUGAUGCAGCAGUUAAGCUAUGCGAGAGUCUCCUCUUAUUCCUAAAACUCAGAGGACGCAUAGCAUCAUAAAGUGUGGGAGAGGCAGGCUAAGAAGUGUCAUGACAAGCCACAUUUGCAGGGGUUCUUGUGGGCUUGUAACUUUCACGGGCAAAACUGUGUGGCUGCAUUCUUGUUUUAAGACCAGCAUCCUGUAGCGCUACAGGCACAGGCAGUGACCAGCCUUAACAUCAGGCACGUCCAUUUAUAUGCUGACUGUUUGUUUGACCCGUGGCAGCAAGGAUGUUACCUGCUAUAGGCUGGAAACCAUAACCCUGAUUUUCUGUAGGGAGGGAAUCAGAUGGUUAUAGGCUAAAUUCAUGUUUGGUACUUCUCCUCGCCCUGCCCCCCCCCCAAGAGGACCUGUUAUUUUUGAAAUAAGUUUUGGAUUUAUAAGCAAACCCACUCCGUUUUUUAAUUUUAAUUUUUACUUUUUCACUUGUGCUUACAUUUAUCAUUGUGUAUUUUGCGCUAAAUCCUUAAACCAGUUAGAAACAUAGCUUGAAUAUCCAUGGAGAUCAUUUGGGACUCUGGCUAAUUCUCAGAAAGCUGUGUCACAUAUGAGUAGAUAGCUUCACGACUCUUACAUGGUGCCCACAUUCACACAUAAUGCUGAAAUUUCAACAUUUAGCACUUGACUGUAUUUUCCAGCUGCUUCUGAAAAUAGGGCUAAUGUCUUCCAAACAAACCAGGAUAGGAAGCCAUCAUUUAAACUUUGCAUCAUAUCCUGGCUUGUUUGGAAGGCAUCAACCACAGGUUUGGGGUUCAUGUGCAAUGGGGAACUUUCAUUAAAUGCCAGCUUUUUAACUAACUGCCGGCUUCAGAGGUUUGCGAAGAAGUUGUGUGCAGCCGCACACAGCUCCUGCCACAUCCUGGCCACAUUGCAUGCCAACCCUUCCACGUCCCGGUAUGUUUCUCUCUUUAACCAAAAUUAUCUCCUGGCCAGGCUGGCACAAUGAAGACCUCGGUGACUGGGACAAGCAUGCAGACAGGUAAGUUGCACCUCCUGUAGUAAAGCAUUGUGGGUGGUGGAGAAAUGACUAUGCCCGCCUCCAUUGCAGGCCCAGACUGACCUUUUGGUUUUGUUUCUCAGCUACAGUGAGUGGGAACGUUAUUGUAAAUACAGUGGCCGGGGUUCCUGGAACGACCUUUCAGCCAAUCAACAAGCGGCUGGCUUCGCCCGUGAUACCGGGAUCCCUGGCGGUGAGUAUUUUCAGAUGCCCAGUGUGUCACUUUCAAGCUCCCAAUGAGGGCAGUGAUUUCAACCAGAGUCCAGUGGUUCUAAGCAAAGUGUGUGUGCGGAUGCAGUUUGAUUAUAGAUAGGGGUAUCUGGAAAAAAUCCUACCCUGGAAGUGGGAUUCUUUACUACGGCGAGGACAAAGCUUGGUUUGCCAAGAUGUCUUGAGCUUGAGCCAUUUGGUCAAGGAUAAUCUUAACUUGAGAGCUGCGACAAAUUACAUCUUUCUUCCUUUCCUUUAGACCGCAGGAGGAACGGCUACAGCCCAGGUGGUACAUACUCAACAGAGAGCAGCUGCCACACCUGCUGCAUCUGCAGAACUGGUGACCAUAGCAUCUACCCCAGGGGUCCGAGCAGUGACAUCGGUGACAGCGCCAGCGGUUGUCACUACUAACCUGACCCCGGUCCAGACCCAAGCAAGAUCCUUAGUCACUCAGGUUACGCCAGGUAAAGAGUGUACAUUUUGCAUAGUCUGAUUUUUUUUAUAAAAAAGGUUAAAUCUUACCUAUGGGAUACUUUCCCAAACUGGUAGUAACAUCUGCUUCAUGUUUCUAAUCCUCUGCUGACUUGACCUUGCGUGGGUUUUAACACCAGCAGCAGCAGCAACAACAACAACAAUUUAUACCCUGUCCAUCUGGCUGGGUUUCCCCAGCCACUGUGGGCGGCUCCCAAUAGAAUAUUAAAAACACGAUAAAGCAUCAAACAUUAAAAACUUCCUUAAACAGGGUUGCCUUCAGAAGUCUUCUAAAAGUCAGAUAGUUAUUUAUUUCCUUGACACCUGGUGGGAGGGCGUUCCACAGGGUGAGCACCACUACCGAGAAGGCCCUCUGCCUGGUUCCCUGUAACCUCAAUUCUCGCAGUGAGGGAACUGCCAGAAGGCCCUCGGGAAGCUAGACGUCAGUGUCCGGUCUGAAGGAUGGGGGUGGAGACGCUCCUUUAGGUAUAAUGGGCUGAGUAUAUUUAGCCCAUGGAUGGGGAACCUGCAGCUCUCUAGAUGGUUUUAGACUCCAGUACCCAUCGUGCCUACCCACUGAGCAUGCUGGCUGGGGCAUCUGGAAGGCCAAAGGCUCCCUGCUCUCAGUUAAAUCUGUGGGGACCUUUUCAACUCGAAGGGCAACCUCCCCGGAGCGGGGAGCGCAUGACAGAGUGCUGAGGCAGAGACGAAGGAGGACACCAAGGUAAAUGCUGCCUUUGUACUUACCUCAUUUCUGCACCCACUCCCACACCCCUCUCUAUCCCAUAUCAAGGCAAGCCAGAGGCUUUAUCAGAGUUCAAGGACACGUUCUAAGCUCUCUCAGAAACUAGAAACUCUGAGGCAGGGUGUGAAGCAGGGCCAAGCAAGAGUGUGGCCUGGGAACAGGGCUGGCCGAGUAGGGGGGGCUGUUGAUGACUUGUAAAUUGUGCUGCUGAAGCUUUUUGCUGCUUGUUACUGGGAAUUGUUUUGUGAAAUCUUUAUGAAUUGCAUGCUGUAGGUUUUAUUCCUUAAAAACGUUGCAGGUCGCUUGGAGGUGAGUUUUGUGUGUGUGUAAUGAAUGGCUAGGAAGUGUAAUCAAUCUCCUUUUCUUCUUCUCUUCCCCCUGCCCCCAGCAGCUCCAGCAGGUGUGCAGUUGUCGGGGAAGGCUAUCAGCCCGGCUCACUUCCAGCUCCUGCGGCAGCAGCAACAGCAGCAGGCGGCAGCAGGCCAGGUCCAAGUCCCACAGGCCCAAUCACCAGCCCAGAUUAAAGCUGUGGGGAAGUUAUCCCAGGUGAGGGAGAGGCUCCUCGAUUUGUUAGCAUUGGUCGGAGCGUUGCAUUACACCCUAUCCGCACUAUGCAUUGAAAGCAGCACCAUGCUGCUUUAAGAGCCAGAAAAAUCCUGGUGGCCCUCCAAGACCCACAGCAAUUUUCAAGUGUUCAGGGGGUGGGAGUUUGGGGAACUCUGUAGCUUGGUAGAAGAGUGGUGUAGAUUGGGCAUAUUUGCAUCGUGGAGUUGCGGGGAAGGGCAAGGAGUUUGCCUGAGUGCUGAAGCCCUGCCUCCAUCCCCUAGAGAUUUAACCUGAUCCUCUCUCACUUCUGAGAUGCUUUGCCCAUGCACAGCUGUCAAGCAUAUCUUUACAGUCAUCAGAACUGGAAACCUGCUCUUUGAAACAAAAGAUAAAAGCAGGGGCUCUGGGAAAGGAGGCUCCCACUCUCAACACCAGAUUCUGUAUUUUUAGCUCUGUCGCUUCCAUGGAAUUCUAGCAUACACAUAGCAUUCAUGUAUUUUUGAUAACAUGGCAUUUGAUUUUACACCUGGACCUAAUAUAUAUAUAUAGCAGCUUUCUCCAACCUGGGGCUGAUGGAGUUUGCAGCCCAAAGCAUUUGGAGGGCAACAUAAGAACCUGCCUUAUACUGAGUCGGACCUUUGCCCUGUCUAACUCAGUUACUCCCUGUGUCAACUGGCAGCGCCUCUUCGUGGUUUCAGGCACAGACUCUUUCCCAGCCCUAUCUGGAGAAGCCGGGGAUUGAACCAGGGACCUUCUGCAUGCAAGGCAAAGACUCUACUGCCGAGAGCAACCCAGAUGGGGAAAGGUGCAGGGCAUUACGUAACAUGCACUGUGUUUUGAGAUCUAUACACUCAGCCAGGGUGGAUAAAAAUCAAGGAUUAAUUUUAAAAAAUAGUAAUAAAUAAAUCAGAUUUUUUAAAAUUUAAAUCGGAUUUUUAAAAUAAAAUGCUUUUGGAAGAGAAAUCUUUCUAAAGAUAGUUUUCUGUUUAAGUUGCAUUAUAGGCUAUUCAUCAGGAAAUAAGGAUUUGUUUUAUGUUUUUCAUGUGUGCUAAAACUCAGUCUACGUUGUUUUUUUUUAAAAAAAAAACCGUUUAACCACAUCAGUUAACAGACAUGGAUACAUAUGCUAUAAUGUUAUUGUUUUAGUUAAAUAAAUUGUUUAUUAAGGAAAUGGUUAUUUUUCUCCUUCCAAUAAAGUACAGCAGAAAAGUUGUCCAAAUAUAAACAUUUAACGUAUUAAACCUCACAAUAAUUUCAUAAUUAUCUGUCCAGGUAUUUAUAAUAGUAUAACCAAAUCAGUAAUUUUUUAUAUAACUGUAAAAACUACUCUGAAAAUUUAUUAUUCCAAAAACGAAACCUUCAUCUGGUUGUAAAUAUUAAGAUUAUACCAGCAAGAAUAAAUCUUUCUGUAAAAAAAUAUGAUUUAAAUCAAGUCUUACUGACUAGUGAUUUAAAUCGUGAUUUAAAUCGAUUUGAUUUAAAUCAAAUCCAUCCUGCGCUCAGCAAAUCUUGCUACUGUAUCAGAAAAGAAAAACUUUGGUUCAAAUUCUCUCCUGGUAUCAGAAGCCGUUUAGCAGAGCCAAAAGUCGUGGUGGUGGUACGAUGUUGUGUUUCUCCUCUCUCUCUUCAGGAGCAGCUGAUCAAGUUACAGAAGCAAAAGAUGCAGAUUCCCCAACAGCAGGCCGCCCAGCAGCAGGCCCAGCCUGGAGCCCAGCAGCAGGCCUCUCAGGUUCAAGUGCAGCAGCAGCAGCAGACCCAGCAACUCACGGCCGUCGCAGCACCGAGGCCAGGGGCGGUCCUCACUGGCACCACCGUCACGAACCUCCAGGUUGCUCGCCUUGUAAGUCAGCCUUGGGGAUCCUGCAGAGGUUAACAAGCCAGCAGAAAUUUCAGUUAGCCUGGCACUGGUGGGAUGGUUGGCAAAGAGGAGAGACUGGGCACAAGCCUUCUCCUCUCUUUCUUUUGGCUUGGCUAAAUGCUGCCUGCUGUGUGUGUGGGGGGGGGGGGGAGAGAGCUCUGCCCUUCCUCUGCUGGCUCAUUCACUCUCCUGCAUGGUCUUCUGUACUGGCUGGGCAAGUUCUUUAAAUGCAUUUAAGCCCUGGACUGGCAGCCACAGAAUUCUGCUCAGCUACAGCACUCUUCAUUGUGAACACAAGGUGAAAAGUCUUUCUGGAACAGCUGUCUUCUUUCUCACAGACAGUAUAUAUUUGGGAAGCAGACCGUUCCCCACUGUUGACCCCUAAGCGACUGACAUUUAGAGGACACUGCUUCUGAACACCAGGGCUCCAUUUAGCCGUCAUGGCUUCUGGGGGUCAAUGGAGCCUGCCCCUCCUCUAUGGAUUUGUCUUAAGCCCCAUUUGAAGCCAUCUGGGCCAGCCUUCUCCAACCUGUUGUCCACCAGGUGUUUGGGACAACCACCAUUUGUUCCUGUCCAUUGGCCAGUUGGGCUGAUGGGUGUCAUAGUACAAAACUUCUGGAGGCUGCUGGCUGAGAGUUGGAGUGUAGCAGAAUCCGGAGAGCCACAGGUUCCCCAUCCUGUUUUAAUCCAGGGGUGGGGAACAUUUUUAAAGUUGAGGGCCACAUUCUCUGGCAGAGAGCCUUCAAGGGGCUACAUGCUGGUGACGGGCAGGGCCAGAGGCAAAAGUGGCCGGAGCACUUCGUACGAACACUCACAAACCUUUCUCCGUUCUGCAAGCAGGGCAAGCGAGAGGCAUUAUCAGAGUUCAGGGAAACGUUACAGACAGGCAAAGUGUCUCGAGGAGGGUGUGAAGCAGGGCCAAUGAGGGCCUGAGUAGAGUUCCAAGGGCCAGAUAGGUUUCUCGUUCCUGUCUCAUUGCGUUGCCGUUCUGCAUUCCACCAGAAAUAGUCAGGUCUCCUCUCAUGCUUGUGCAAUAAUCCCAAUUCCUUACUGCUCAGACUCGUGUUCCUGCUUCCCAGCUUCAAGCGCAAGGCCAAAUCCAGGCGCAGGCACCGCAAGCAGCCCAGGUGGCCUUGGCGAAGCCUCCGGUGGUGUCUGUUCCAGCUGCUGUAGUGUCAUCUGCAGGGGUCACCACACUCCCUGUCACAGUUGCUGGGAUUAGCGUCGCUAUUGGACAGCCACAGAAAGCAGCAGGUGUGUCAAUCAUUCUUCUUAACCUGUGUGUGUGAGAGAGAGCAUAUCAAACUUCCAGAAGAAAAAGCCCGAGCUUUCAUUUUAAGUCUCUUUUCUCCCUUCUCUCAGAGUGAUGUUCAAUAUGUCACUUUCUUUUUCUUUCUCUUUUUAAAAUCAGAGACUUACUAAUGCCUAAACUGUACCAUGCUUGUGACAGUGAAUUCUCCAGUUGUCCAAGGACUUGGGAUAUUCAGUGGGUCAGGGAAUCAAACAGAUUGCAGACUUGCUUCUGUGAAGCAGAAGGAAAGCUGUCGGUUUAGCUUUAGCAUAGGAGCUGGUGGAGAACUGGCAAGAGGUUUUAUUUCUAUAUCAAAAACUUGCCCCCUGCUUCAUCCCAAGAUGAUUUAGGUCAAGAUAUGAAAACAGUAAGAGAUCAAAACAAAAAACACAGCAGCAGAAUAAAUACAUCCCAGCAAAAACAAAAGAGCAGAAUGAAUGCAAGUUGCACAAAACACCUGUCCAUUUCAAAGACUUUCCUGAGGAACUAUAUGUCAUCUUGGUACCUGAGGGACCAUAGCUUCCCAAAAUAGCCCUCCUCCUCCCCCUCUCUCUAAAACCACCCCACUUUGGGUUGUGCUGUGUGCACACAAAUUGCUGCCCAACACAUUGCCUGCAGUCAUCCUGCUCCAGUCAGGUCGGCAAGAAGAAGAAGAGUUUGGAUUUGAUAUCCCACUUGAUCACUACCUGAAGGAGUCUCAAAGCGGCUAACAUUCUCCUUUCCCUUCCUCCCCCACAACAAACACUCUGUGAGGUGAGUGGGGCUGAGAGACUUCAAAGAAGUGUGACUAGCCCAAGGUCACCCAGCAGCUGCAUGUGGAGGAGCGGAGACGCGAACCCCGUUCCCCAGAUUACGAGACUACCGCUCUUAACCACUACACCACACUGGCAAAGUUGUGGGGACGUGCUAGUGGAGGGCAGGAACAGCAGUGCUGAGAAGGAGGAGGGUGCUCAGGUUCGCAGUGCUUUGGAAAAGCCCCUCCAAAGCACAGCUGCUCCAGAAACUUGGAAGGAGAUGAGUAGGAUCAUCAAUGGGCAUCAGAGGCACUUACCUCCAAAAUUCAACAGGACCCCAGGUGAAGGCCUCAUCCUUCUGGAAGCUGGCUUGUGUGGCUACCACAAAUGUCAAGUUUGUUUAGUAGCCAGGACAGGUGGGUCUCUGACUACUGAUAAAAGAGCAGUAAUGGGGAAAGAUAUGUUGAAGGAGGAAGGACUUCAGCAGGCACUGAAAACACAACAGUCUAAUAUUUAACAGGAAGGAAUUCCAAAAAGGUAUUUCGGAGCAUCAUUGUAAACAAUGUCUCAGAACUUGCAUUGUCCAGUCUUUUAGUUCUGUCCUUCAUAUCCUGCACAGGAGGACAGACUGUGGUGGCUCAGCCGCUGAACGUCCAGCAGCUCUUGAAACUCAAGCAGCAUCACCAGGCAGCCCAGCAGCAGAAGGCCAUCCAGCCUCAGGUUGCCCAAGGACAAGCUGCUGUUCAGCAAAAGGUACCCCUCUCCGUUCCCAUUACUGCCUUUGCAAACGCUGCAUUACCACUAAGGUGGGAAACUGGAUACUUUGGCUAUUAGAAGCAUGCUAAAGAUGGAGGAAUGGCCUGCUGUUAUCACCAACUCCUACCUGUAAGUAAAUUGUUGCAGUAGAGCACAGCUGCAUAGGGCAAAGAUUUGCAUGUACUUAACCAUGUCCUGGAUUCAGAGAACUCCAUUCUGUUUGUUACGUUCCAUAUCUUGCCUUUCCCCGAAGGAGGUCAGGGCAAUGUGCAUGCUUCCACACACCCCUGUAUCCUCUAAGCAAGCCUGUGAGGUAGGUUGGGAAGAGAGGUCGUGACUGGCAAAGGUCACCCAGGGAUUUUCCUGGGGAAAAUGGGGAAUCGGAACCUGAUUCUUCCAGUCGUAAUCUGACAUUUUUAACCAGUGCGCUGACUCGAAGAGGUUGAAUGCCCUAUUUUGCCCUUUCAGAUAAAUGCCCAGCAAGUCACCGUCCAGGCCCAACAGCAGACAUCACAGCAGCAGAAAGUCUACGCUACGCAGCCGGCCAUUAAGGCACAGUUCCUACCAACGCCGAUUUCUCAGGCCCAGAAACCUGGUGGAGCCCAACAAGUCCAGACCCAAAUACAGGUAAGGCUACUGUGCCUCUUCCCCUCUCUUUGACGAGGAUGUGAUAUUGGUACUCAUACAAUAAGAGCCUCUUCCGUUUCCCUGCCGGUUGUUCAGUGUCUGUUUCUACCGAGUUCAUCCCUACAUCAGUCGGUGUGGAACCCACAGACACUGGCUUAUGUCAAACAUUUGCAGAAUGCUGGAUACUUUUUAAAUGACAAACCCCUUCUCCCCCAAUGUGUUGUUCUUAAAGGUUGCAAAGCUCCCACAAGUGGUCUCGCAGCAGGCAGCAGUAGCCAAUAUUCAGCAGGUGGUGUCUGUUUCCCAACAGGUAAGGUUUGUGGGAUCCCACAUUUCAAACUUGCAUGCAUUUUUUCAAAAUCUUGAGCGGGGAAGUGUAACUUCUGAAAUUGCCUUUAGAAAGGAUUGAACCCUUAACAAAGUGUGAUGUUCACUAGCAAGCAUUUCUGUUUACCUCUUCCCCUUUUUCUCCCUCCCUGCACCCCUCAAGGUUCAAGCUCAGCCGCAGACGGUGACUUUGUCCCAGACAACAGCAGGACAGCAUCAGGUCCAAGUCAUCCCUGCCACCACCGCCACCGCUCAAGUGGUCCCACAGAAACUGGUCCAGCAGCAGGUUGUCACGGCAGCAUCUCCCCAGAUUCAGGCAGCCGGCGUACAGAACCCAUCCCAGGUUCCGGCAUCGUCCGACGGCCAGACUCAGCAAGCAAAAGUGCAAAUGAGGACUCCGGUCAGGAUAAAGGCGCCCAACAAACCCAGCUGA